AGCCAGUGUGGGUAGGAGGGCACUGUGAUGCUGAAGGCUAUAAUAUCCGAGAAUUCAAAUCAACAUUAUCAUCAUCAUCAUCAUCUGAAGUAGAGGAAAACUGCUCCACAAACCUCUUCCGCUCAAGCUCCUCCUUUCAACUCUCCUGUCUCAAACUUGAAGAUUGGCGGUGCCAGCUUUAGCAGCAGCAGUUUCUUCUCUUUUCUUUUCUUUUCUCUGCCGGUGACUGGGUAAAAAGAAAAAACAGCAACAAUGCCUUUGAGCGUUUAUCUCGGACACAACUGGGGCAUCUGCAUUAGCCGAGAGCUUUUGUCAAAUAUUUGCUUUUAUCAAGUGGUGUAAUGGUCGUCAGUGAUACUUCUAAAACAACAGCAGCAACACCCCUGGAAAAACACAUGGAUUCGCUGGAACACCCCAUGUUGCAAGUAAGUUAAUUUAACUUUAAGUGUCACCGAUAAUAUUCAAUAACCAGUCAUUUGUUGGUUGUCGAAAGUAAAAGGAAAUAGGUUGACUUUACUUCACCUGCCAUCAACCUGUCCACUUCCUGCUGUCCACUGGAGGCUAACGUAUGAUUACGUAAGCAACGAACGUAUGUCCUCGUGAGGGGGUUGUUUUUUAAAUUUUAACGGUCGAUUUUGUCGGAAGUUCUAUGAUCUUUGAGCGAUGUUUAAAAAAAAAAAAAAAAACGGUUAAGAGUCUUUCCCGGUAAGCAUACAAGAGUGAUAUUUCGAUAUUAAGCUGUCAAGCAACUUAAAUGUCUUUAGAAAGAAAAAAGUAAGCUCGAUACUACUUAGAAUUUUCUUAUUUGAGCAUUCAACCAUUUUUGUACAUGUUGAAUAGCCUACUUACAACUUUCAUUUGAUUGCUAACCAAAUCUGUACUACAUUAACUAUCACUGGACAUUAUGGCUGAGUGACAAAUUGAAUUUCAAUUUGGAAUUUGUCUACCCAUUGUCAUGAAACCAAGAUAGUUAAAGGUUAUUCUAUCUUAAUACUGUAUUCCUUCAAGGCGUGUAGGUUGGUUUAAUGCAUCAUUUGUGCACAAUGAGUUUGGGAGCGUGAAGUUUCUGGAAAAUGUAUUCAGUGGCAGUGCACCACUGCCCAGGAGGAGAUGUUUUGUGUGUUAGUAAAGCAGAGAGACAGAGUCAGCACAAGAAAGUAUUGAUUUAGACUAUUUGAAAAGCCAAGGAGUUGGAGAUGUAGAAAAUAAUAGACUGACAGUCAUUAGCAAACAAAAGGUGAAAUGACUUAUGGUUUCCUUUUCAAUGUACCUGUUUAAAUUUUUUUUCUCAAAGUGUUGAUAAUCUUUAAGUGUUUAAUUUUAGUAUUUUUACCUUUAAUACAUGAUACAGACAUUAUCAAAUCAAGUUAUUUUUAAGUGGUGCUUUUUGCAAAUAAAUUCCAAGUAGGCCUAUCACUUUUCCUAUAGGCUAGGUCAGCAGCCAAAUUAGACAUGCAUUUUAUUUACGCCUGUUUUGAUGAAACAAGUAUUUUUCUCAGGAUCAUUGCCUGGUUUAUCUCGAGUUCUCAAGAUAAAUUUAUCAUGAUGACUAGUUUUUCUCCUAGCUAGGGAAAACAAAGCUCAUCUUUUGCUCAGUAGGAUCCCGCUGUCACGCUAAAAAAACAGGCUUUGUUAUCAGUACUAAGAAAAAAAGCGUGGGAUCUCAAGUAAACAGCUGAAAUUAACACAUGGUCACAAGAAAACCGUGUUGCUUUCUUGAGGUAGCCAGAAAAUAAGACAAAAUCUUUCAAAAUAAUAAUAACGAUAAUAGGUGUUUGUUAUUAUGGGGAAAAUGUAGUAAAUAAAAAUUAUGGAAUCAUGUUCCCUCAGGGCUUCCUUACAGGAACUCCUAUUGAUUAUAUUAUAGAUAUUAUAUUUAUAGAUUUGACAUAGAUUAUUAUACGGGUACCAAUAUGUUUUAUUUAAUAACAGAUAAGAUUUUACAUCAGUAAAUAGAUUAUUUACAUUCUCCACACUAACUGCAUUUCAGAUGAACAGCGGAAAGAUGAGAAAGGAGAUAGUGAAAUAAAGUAAAAUUGUAAACCUAAAUCUGUUCAUUAACAUACCUUGUAAUACAAGAUUUUCAGUAAAUCUUGGGUCGUUUAUAUUUCUUCGUUUAACUGAAAACUAAAUGUCCUCACAUGUGUUGUGCCAUCUCUGUUUGACUAUCCAGGUUUAUCGAACCUUGUCUUGUUCUUUCAGAAUCCCUGUGGCCAGCUCAAACCGUUUUCCAUGGCUGCUUCAUAAAAACAGACAGCAUAGCUCUCCCUUUCUUCCUUUUUAUAUGCAUGAUUAACAUGUCCCAAGGGAAUGACUUGGAAUAAAAGGCAGAUAUGAAAUGAAUAUCUGUUUUUCGGUUGCUACUAGCAACACAUGCUGUAUGAGCAUUUGAGCUGAUUGCAUUACUUUUCCAGCCUCUCAUCAUAUCAACUAGCAUAUUCGAGACCACCCACGUAAUUACAUUGUUUUUAUGACACCUGUCAUAAUAGUUCACUUUGGAUAAAAUAUUGAAAGCUGCACUUGUCUAAUUGAACAAAUAGUGAGGCUCUUAGUGAAUUUUACACUAAAAGGGUAGGUUCACUUUUAAGGUCAAGUCCUUGUUGAAACAUUUCUCCAUGCCCACAUAGAAACAGCUCCUGGUCUCUGUAACUCCUCAUCUUGAAACUGCUGUGAAGCUCAUUUUAGACUCAAAGUUUUUUACAGUGACAGUGCUUUUGUUUAAGACACCCCCUCUUCGUUUUGCCACACAACAGCUUAGCCAGGAAAACUAUAAGGGGACAACCAAAGAAACAGUUUCAUACCAAAAGAACAGAAAAGAGACAAACAUUAUUGUUAUUAUGGCUGAUAUAGUCAUUUAUAGCAUAUAGCAUAGUAAUACCUUUCCUGAAUCCCUCACUAUUUAGUCACUGAUAAGAACCAGAAUGAAAUAAAUCAUCUUUUUUCCUUUCUGUUAUUUUUCACAUUUACAAAGUUUUUUUGUGUGUGUAUAAAACAUAAAAAGCUUUUUGGAGGACUUCAAAUAUCUUGCUCUGAACAGGUCAACUGGCAUCUUCAACAACACGAUUCAUGGUCUGUUGAGUUGAUUGAGUCAUCAAGCAGUAAAAAGUAAAAAAAAAUUCAUAUAAAAAUAGCAACCUGUAAAUAGCUGCUGCUUUUCUCUGCUUUACGUUGAUACAAACUGAAUAUAUUCAAGUUUUUAAAUUCUGAUCCAAUAAAAUAAGAUAUCAGCUUAGAAGAUACAAAAUUGGGAUUUUUUUUUUGCCAGUUACAAACACUCUAUUGGCUUGGAAGAUAAACUCCUGAUAGUUUAAACUUAGACAGCUGAAGUUUAAGAGAAGUUUUUAUUAUCUCGUACACUGGAUUGCUGUAAUCUGGAAAGAUGUAACCAUAAAAGCAGGUAAAAUGAUGGUUUAAAAGUUGCAAUCUUCUGCUUUUAGCUGAACAAACUUGGUAAUAUAUGACCUGAAUAUUAAAACAAGAGUUUUUGUUAACUUCGAAUCAGACUUUCAUGUCAUGUAAUAUUUUAUAUCUAGCACUGUCAUACAGUAGCCCAGCAGGGACAAACUCGUAGCACACAAGUUUUUGUAUUUAGCGAGUGGCUUUGCAAAAUGUGCUGGUUAGAAGAAGAGAUGUUGUGCAGAAAGAAGUUUGAUCAAUAGAUGUGUUUAAUGAUUAAAAAACUUGACUAAUGAAGGAUCCUUUUAAUCAUGCAUCACAGGAACUUCUUGUCCACAGGAGGGGUGAGCAAGGGAGCAUUCAUAUGAAGAAUAUACUAGAAUCACUAAAUAUUCUGUUUUAGUGUCACUUUGAAAGCAUCACAAGAGCUUUUCUUAAACCUGUUUAAAGUCUUCUUUUCUUGUGAUUUUCUUUAGUCUCAUGGCAAAGGAGCAAGAAGAAAAGGCCGGUUUAAGGGCUCAGAUGGCAGCACCUCUUCUGAUACAACAACCAACAGUCUUGUCCGACAGGUAAGAUUGAAGAGUUACUAAUGGCCUUGAGGAAAAUAUUAUCAUUUUGAUUUUUGUUUGGAGCCCUACUCUGACUUUGUGGCAUUCCAGGGGAUAAAUUCACGAACAGCAGAAUGAAUAUAACCCACCCCAUGAAGAGAAGUUUACUAAAUUAGACAUCGACAGGCACAGUCAUGUAUUUAACGACUUAAUACCAAUUUCUUUCCACCAAGUUUGCCCAGGGGAAUACUGGGCAAAUGAAUGAUUAUCAAGGGGCUUGAGUUCAAAACAGUAUGAAUAGUUCUAGGAUGGGUUUGAAAAUAAAUCAAUUUUUUUGAGUCUGUCCAGGAACUUUUGUUUCAUAUCAUCCCCGUCCCUUCUGUUCCUCGUUUCAUCUCAUCUCCUUCCUAUCUGGAGCCAUAGACAGUGGACAUUGUGUUCUGAUACAGCGAUAGGAGGUCUAAACUGCCUUGGGAAAUAGUUCUUUAUUUUACAAGCAUCAGAUUGUUACUUGGCUUUUUACAAGAUUAGCACAGUUAUGAAAUGUCCUGGCUACAGUUGCUUCACUCGGGAAUGUAACGCUUGCAUGUGUAUAAAUUCUUGACAGUAAAUGCAAACUGGCAUAAUCGCAAGGCCUCACUCAUCAUCAUCCAUCAGGGGUGAGAUGUGCAUUGCAGUUAAAAGCUUUCUGUAAACACUGCUAGGUAGACUAUGUUAAGUGGAAGUGUCUCUUCUGGGCUGCGUCCCCAGUUCUGCAGCGACACAUUGCCCUGUUAUAAAGCAGACCCUGCAAGGUACGAACUUGGUGUGUCUGGACUUUGUUGAGCAGACCAGCGAGGGACAGGAUGAGCCGGGUUGAGGAUGCGCACCCCUGCCUAAAUGUUUCUGCCUUUUUUGGAGGAGGUACACAUCAUCUUUGGCAAGGAAGCGGCAGGGCGACGGGAAAGCUGGAAGAAACCUGAGCAAGACGGCACCUCCUGGCCUGCUGUCUGCGCUGUCUCAAGGCCUCUCUCAGAACAGUCUAGAUGAGCUGCUAUCACCAGUGAAAGAGCUGCUUAGUGAGACAUUGCCUGGUUUUACUGCAGCCCCUGGGAGCUCAUUCCCAUUCCCACAGUCUUGUCCCAUAGUGAGGAGUUCCCCUCCAGUCUGAGUCAUUACGAAUAAACUCAAUCAGCCUGAGAGUUAGCAUCCAUCCACAGUGUAGCACCACAUCCUAUUGAAAUGAGAUGCUAUUAAAGUAAGAGACAGGAGAAGGAUCUGGGGAGUAUAGAGGGCUAAUGUGUCUCCGGGUCAGUGAGGUCGUUGCAUGCAGAGCAGAAAUAUCCUCUUUUAGAUUUUUGCAGCAAGAGAGCAACGAAAAUAGCCAAUCUUCCACUAACUUCUCCUUUGUUUAGAUAACAAUGUAAAUACUGUUUUUCAUUUGUUUUAUCAUAACAGCAGUUUCUAUCCACCCUGAUUUUCUCCACCUUGUGCUCAAUCAUACUGUCUGUGAUUAUUUUCACUUUUCACAGAAGAAUGAGGAUGUAGGAUUAAGUCCCAAAACUAACACCAACCAGGAAAAGUAUACGGCUAACCUUUUUUUGUGGUUAUCUCACCGCCUAUUCAUCAAUCUGUCAUUUGGCUUUCAUCUUUUCGUUCUCAUUCCUCUUUGUUUUAUCAUUUCUCUCUCAGAGGGCAAUCAGAGUUGCUGUUUACUGAAGAUUGUUUGCAUGAGUGGAUGUGAGAUUUUGAAAUGAUCUUUUGUGUGUUUUAUUUAGCUCUCCCCCCUGUCUGACCUGUUAUGCUUCACAGUCCUGGCUGUAGGCGUCUUCUGAACAGCUGAGGAUUGUAAAGGUUCUUGUGAUCAAUCCACCGCUGCCUCAAGCUUCGUAUAAAUGAAUUUUCAGUAACAGCAUAGAAACCGCUCCUUUAAGAUACGGUUACUCAUGCUGCUAAAGCUAGAGGGCAGAGGGCAGACAGUGAGUAGGUUUAGAGAGAAAGGAUGAGAGACGUUCCCUGUGGUCAUGAUCUGAUGCCCGGGGGAGUAUGGAGGAGGCUGGGAAGGGUGGAGGUCUGGGCCAGACCAGCACGCUCAGCCGUGGGAGUAGUAGGGUCAGUGUUUAGUUGAAGCUCGAGUCUCCAUUGAGAAGGAACAAGGGCAAGACUGUUAGAGAUUUGUCAGCAAACUUCAACAUCAGGUGGUUUAUUUUUAUUUAUGCGGAGGUGGUCCAGUUCAGCAAUGUAAGCAAAGAGAUUGUCUAACUGUUAUGAAACAUUUUCGGAUUUGUUGUGCAUGGUACAUUUGUCAAAGUUUUGACCCGACAUCAUUGUUUUAGUUCUCUUGUGAAUUUCUUUUCACAAUCUUGACAUUUAUGUCAACCAGUUGACAUGAGGCAAUCCUGAAACCCAACGGAAAUCACCAUCCAUCAUUGUCUGGCAGUGAUUCAUGCCCUUGACAACAGAUGCCUGCAUCUUGGUCAUUUCAGUGUAGCCAGCAGCUACAGCAUGUAACGGCUGUCAGACAAGACGUCUGCGUGUUCACUUCAUUUCUUGUUCCAUUACAUCCUCUGAUGGAGCACCUGUUGUUCAUCUGAUUUGGAUGGCUCUUCAUUCAACACCAGAUAGUCUUCACUUUGGCCUGUUUCAGUGGUUUGAGCAUCAAAAGAAACCUUCUUUUAUGUGAUUCACUCGUGGGUUUACUUGUGGGACUCAUGUUUGCCGGAACAACAUGAACAUGAAAAAGUAAAAAUGCAAGCUGUGUCAGGACUGUCCGCAACAGAGGAAGAACACAACCUGUGAAAUACUUUGCAAAUUUGGCUAUCCUGAAUAUGACAGUUUAAUGUUUUACGGACCAUUUCUUGUUCAAUAUGGAUUAUCAUAGCCUUGAGGGCUUGUACGAUUGUAACACUUGUGAUGUAAAAGCAUUCCUUAACCAUGUCCUUUCCACAUUAUGAAUGCAGCAAUAACAGAUUUUGAUGGUACAGUCCCAGUCUGAAUAGUUGUUGAGGUUUCAUGACUACGGUAAUCAUGAUGCAGAUAAAUUAAAUCAGAUUAUGAACAUUUGUUAUUGCUACUUGAAUUGCUGCUUCUUUGCUUUAGUUUAGGAUUUAAGAAACAAGUUAUUACUGAUCAUAGUUAUUUAGUGAGAUGGUAGAUUGUUUAGUUUUACUUUACAACUUUUUUACUUCCAACACGAUUCCGAUAUUGUAGCCUUCAGUAUUAGCCAAUACCAAUAUUGAUACGAUAUUAGCUCAAACUUGUGCAUGACAAGCUUUGCACUCAGCUGCAAUGUCUUUUUCAGACUUUAACGAAAAAUACUGCCGCACGGCGGACAUCACUUCGACUCCAUGCUCCAUUUUUGUACCUCAGAACACACUGUUGAUCUGCAUGCUAGAUCCAGGCGCUGUUAGAUAGAGGUGCUGGAGUGGAGUCUGGAAUGGACUGCUUGUAUUGAAGUUGCUUAUAUCGGAGAUUUGAGAUGUUGGCCGAUAUAAUAUGAUAUUUUUUUGUUUGUUUGUUUGUUUUUUUGCUGAUAUCGGACCAAUAUCCGAUAUCAAUAUUGGAUCGGGACACCCCUAGUUAGUUUGUAACCUUUGGUAGGUUAAGCUUUGCUGUUUUCACCAGGUUUGAAUUUAUGAGCAAAGCUAAGAAAAACAGCUGCAGGAUGUAGCUUUAUGAUCAGCUAAUUGACAUGAGAGUGGAAUUUUAAUGCACAUAUUUAACUCUGACAAGAAUCUAUACAGAUUUUUUUAACACAAGCAGUUCAACUCUAAUCCAAACGUAUAAAGUCGUCCUCGAGAAAUAAACCCCACAAAGAUUGAUGACUCAGUUUUCCUCAGUUGGUGUUGGAAACUCAAAAAUGCUCAUUCGUGUAAAUGUGAGUGAUUGUCCAUCUGCAGACUUGUAACGUGUUCAGAAAGUUUGCCUUCUGCCUAAUGCAUCCUGGGAAAUGAUCCAGCACCCAGUGACCCUGAGUAAUAAUAAACUGUCUUUAUAUAGCACAUCUCUAAAAACAGUUAACAAAGUGCUUUACAGAGAGCGAGAAACAAAGCUCAGAGCGUACAGCGGGAUUGAACACGAGGGGAACGACAGCUCAAAAGCAAGCCUACAAAAGAGGUGAAACUAAAAAGGGACGCUGAUUUAAAGCAGAGUUUUUCCUGUCAGUUUGACCCAAAAAAGCAGGAUUUCUGGUGACGAAUACCUGAUUGCCUUUUUUAUGAUCUAGAUGGCGAAGAGCCUCCCUUUAUGGAUAUAGAUUUGCCCUCUGGCUCUUGUUGAGAUUUUUAAUAGAUGGCCUGUUGAAAACAACCAUUAGCGAGGCAGAUUCUCACCAAGAGGAGCAAAAAUAUGAAGGAGGCAAAAGAAAAAAACAAAAAUCAAGAGCAACUGAUUAAAUUGACAAAAUUCAAAAAAUUUCAAAGGGGCUCAUGGGAGGAUAAUUUGACUAAGACUUUACUGCAUUAGGCACAAUACACAUUAGCAUUGAGGAUCUGAUGUACAGUAUUACCAAGUGUUAUUUGCAUACUGUAAACUCAAGGUGUUAUAUCAUAAUUGACCUCCUACUGCUUCCCACACUUGUUAUGUUUAUGUAAAUGGUUGCACCAGGCUCUGCAUCGCCCACCUCCCUCUGUCUCCUUCACAGCCCUCUCUAUAUAACAGCACGCCGUGAUGUCAGCAGCUUUUCCACGGCACAUUGUUGCAUUUCACCGCUCUCCGUCUGUACAUUCAGUCUGGAGAAAUUGAUUUGGUGAUGACAGUCCGUCUGGGAGGGGUGUGGUGAGGGCAGGAAACCCCUUCUCACUCUGCCCCUGAUUGCUGGCGUUUCUCCUUUUCAUCAUACUCGAGAUUAUUUUUUUUCUCGUCUAAAUGGAGAGGAGGGCUGACGUGAAAAGCUUAUUAUUUACUCUGAUUCUUAUCAGAUCUGGCGCACAAGACUUUUUAUGUAACCAGUGCCACACUGCUGUGGUAUGGAGAAGCUGCCACUGGAAAAUCUGGAAAGGUGGAGAGUAAAGUUAACCCCACCGCAGACCCUUGUCUGAACUUUGACGUACAUAUGUCAUAAUUUUCCUACAGUAGAUAUUUCUGGAGAGACAUAUGUGCUUUUUGGCAUCAAACCGCAGUGAUGAUGCAUAGGCUUAAAUCAUUCAAAUGUGGAAACAUUCAAACGUCUGCUUUAUCAAUCAUACAAGUGCAACACUGCCAUCUAGUGGAGAAACAAAAGACAACACGAUCUUGCUUGAAACAGAUAUCACAGUGUCAGUAACAGUAAGACCAAAUGAAAAUAAGAGUAUUUUAUUCUUGGUUGUAAAAUCAAGUGAAGGCAUCUGUCUCCCUUAAGCAUGUGCUCAUAACGCCAUGUCAAACUGUCAUAUGUACUGUUCGUGCUGCUUUUAUGGAAUUAUUUGUAGGUAGAGAAGAAACAUGUACAAAAAAAAAAAAGAAAAGAAAUUCUGCACAGUAGAGCAUAUAAAUUGUGGACUAGCAACUUUUUCCCACCAAAAAGACUUGCAUCCUUGCGCUUAAUCACCAAUAGGUAUUAUGAAGCCCAGUGAUGGUGGUAGUGACCUUCAGCAUCUCUUGGCCCAUCUCCAAACAAAUGAAGAGGUGGAGCCUGGGUAAAUAAAUCAGGGUUAUUGGCUACAACACCCACCUGUUAGUCCAAUCAGCCACACUCCAGUUUAUUCUUAACUGUGCAUUACUCUUAGCCUUACUAAAACCAAAACAGAUGAGUUAGAAAAGAAUCAAAAAAAUGAGCCAAAGAGACUAAAGUUAUAUUUGGACCAGGCCUUAAACAUGUUUAUUUCUGCUGUUAAGUUGGCCUUGUAUGACAGAGUUUUACUGGAUAUCCUAAUCCUCUGAAGCCCUCAUGUGGACAGGAGAGGAACAGCAGUUUUAUUUUUUUGCCCAUCUUCAUCAGCUUCAUUUUUUAACACUAGGUUGCUGCAUGAUUACCCCUGCAGCUAAAACAACAAUCAGAAAAGCAUUGACAUUUCCCACUUUUUUUUUUUCUUUUUAAAGAUAAUCACACAUAUUUAACAAGUAGGAGUUUGCAAGGUGGGAAAAAUGAAAUGUGAAAGAGUUCUUGUGCUUAGAUCAAAAUAAAGAUGUUGUUUAAACCAUUGAUUAGUCUUGUUGGUUAUCAGCGCUAAAGCUGCUUAUUGUUUUCCCUCAUGUAUCAUAAAGUCAAUAAACAUCAGAAAAAAUAAUCCUAAUUUUUUUUAGGUCCAAGGUGGCUCUGGCAUAUGUUUUUUUUUUUCACCCCAACAUCCAAAGCCUAAAUAUUUAGUCUGUUACCACAUAAGACAAAGAAAAGCCGAAAAUUGUCAAUAAUAAGAAGCUCUAACUAGGUGAAGUGUGGAUAUUUUCGAUAGAAAAAAAUCUGUUUUGUCCCUCAGUGAAUUAAUAUAACAACUUUUAUUUUUACUGUUUGUAUUUUUACUUGAAAUGUUCCAAAAAGUAAGCACUCAUGCCCAGGAGAUACACUGCUUUUUUAUUUUAAUAAGAAGAUGGAUGCAUUUCAUUAGUUCCCCUUUAGAAACUCAGUCUUUUUCCUUAAGUGUCUGCUGCUUCUGUGAUUAAAUGGAAACCAAAGAGGAGGAGUCGUUGGGUUAUUUUUUGUGAGGCGUUGCAUUGUCCAUGCUGAUGUUGUGGAUUUGGCAAGAAAGGCUCACUUUUUUAAACUCAGUGACGUCAGCUGAGGCUUUGAAGCUGCUACAUAAAACAGACUUGAUUUACAUUUGUCGUCAUGCUCUCCUGCUGUAUUUAUCAUGGCGUCGAGAGCAGGUGACUGAUGAUUACCUCUGAACGGGGGAGACAAGCUCGGACACAUUACCUGAUAGAUGACGUCCCCCUCUCACUGUUAGUUGCACCUCUCUCUGUUUAUAAUGACGCCUUUCCAUCACAGUGGACACAUGUCAGCCAGUGAAUUAUUGGCAGUGAACUGAGGAAGCUUCAAUGUUGAUGAAAGAGGCUGCCAGAUUUACGCUGUGCUGAGUGUCUGUCACACUGAGCAGGUGAUAUAUAGAUACUGAUACUAUCGCUGAUGAACAGGAGGGUUCACCACAGACCAUAUGCCAAUUGCACAGGGACAACAGGUGGCGUGUGGACAGAUGGAAACACCUUAUAUAUGAUAUUAACAAAUGUAAAUAUAUAAGAGGUCAGUGAAUAGUAGCCAAGAACUCUUUUCUUCUUUGCUAGCUCAGAGAGAGGAAAACUUCAGAGUAAUUUGUUUUUAUUGCACAAAUCUCGGGACUGCCCAACAUUGCAUCUCGCUUGUUUAUCGUUUGCUUGGGGGUUGUUUUUGUUAAGCUCACAACAGCUUUUCUAGCCUUGAGCCCCAGACAUCAAUCAGAAAGCUCACUGAGCUUCACAUCCCCAGAUUUCUUUAUUUUCUUAUCUUGCAAUUCUUGAUCCAAACUAACACUUAAGCUGAAUCUCUCAGGAAGAUAGAAUAGUGCCUCAAAAUUGUUGAUCAGUAUUUUGUAUUCAAACUUUAACACGUCAAUUGGUGGAUAUGUACUUUAAAAUCUAAAAACUAUGAAGACGUGGAAGGUUUUUGCAAACCAUUUGAGAAUGUCUCCUUAAUAAAAGAUAAUUAUUCAUUUGACUUUGAGCCCAAUUAAUCAAUUUUUCUGGCUUGGAAAAGGUCGCCCUGAAGAGCUAGCUUAAGGGCCCUUUGGGGUGUUUCCUAAACCAGAUAAUAGGUCUAUGCCCUGUACAGGGUGAUAUGAUGGAUGAGGAUACUUUGUGACCAUAAGGAGUUCCUGCUUGGUAAAUGUCAUGAGUGUAACUUCUGCUUUACAGCAACAUAUCAGGUUUAUCUUCAUCUGGAUACAGCCCUCAGAAGAAGUCAUGUUGUUAUUUUUCUUUAUGACAAACUAAUGUCACUGUUUGGCACCUCCCUCGGAAGAAUAACACUGAUGGAGUGUGUGUUGCAGAGGAUGAGACGAGCUGCCCUUUUCUCUGUGGAACAAGUUUUGGGUUCUUCGGAAUCACAGUCAGCUCUGGGAAGCAUUAAGAUAAACUAGCACAUAGGUCAUGAGGCUGCAGGCUGACAAUACAGAUAACAUGGAAAAUGACCAACACUGUAAGUGCUUUGAUUCAAAGACAAAAGAUCUUUUAACCCUUUAGUAACAACUUUUGGCCUCAUAACACUGAGCAUAUCUUAAGGUUUGUAGAAUUUACAGUCAUCUUAUAUCCUGAAUACCUAUUUCAUUAAAAAAACAGAGACUGGAAAAGGGAUAAAACAGCUAGAGGGUGUGCCAAUAUGAUAUUGAUAUCAGAUAAAGGUCUGAUACCAACAAAAGGGUUAUAUCAGCCUGCAUCUAGAAUCUCCGAUAUCAGCACUGCGAUACAAGCUGUCCAUUCCAGACUCUGCUCUAGCACCUAUGUCUAGCAGCACCCGGAUCCAGCAUGUAGAGCCCAUGUGAUCACAACAAAAGUGUGUACUAAGCGUAGACUGAAUAUAGAAUGGACGUCAUCUGCCUCCUCACUGGGUGAAGCCACUCCGAGAACAGCACACUCUGGUGGUGGGCUGCAGUACAGGUCAUAAAUCCCGCCUCCUCUAGCAAUCCCUAUGGAGCUGUUGACAAAUUUUAGAAAUGUAUUACACUGAAUAUAAUUUUUUCUCCCCCCUGCUUGCGAUGUUGACAUGUAGCUAUAGUGAGACUGGUUUGUGCUCAAGUCCUCUUUUUUUCUGUACAGCUCCAUUUUUAAAAGUUAUUAGGGGGUUCAUGUUUUCUGUGAUUGACACCUGAUACAGCCUAUGGGGGUACAAGGAUUGCAACACUACUACGCAAGUGGUGGGGUGCGUACAAUGCUACUGCGCAAUGUUGGUUUCAGGAAGUGGAGAAAAAACACAGAAUUACUGAGAACUUUUCUGCUUCAAAUCUGUAUACUGGCGGAAGACGGAACCAAGUCGUCCAUAGUAUAUACAGUCUAUGGUACUAAGGUACUAACAAAGUACCAAGGAGUAGGAGCGAUGUUGACCCUGUUGCAGUAUUUUUCAUUAAAGUCUGAUAAAGACGUUGCAGCUGAGUGCAAUACUAAACAUGCACAAGUUUGUGCCAAUAUCAGAUCAGUGUCAGUAUCGGACAAUACUGAAGGCUAUAAUAUCUGUAUCGUCAUCAGAGGUGAAGAAGUUGUAUCGGGACACUCCUAAAAAUAGCUGUUUGACCAACUAACAGACUAACUUAUGUUUCAAUCAUAUAACUUGCACUUGACUGGGCAUGUGUUAUAUAUUAAUUUUUCUAAAACAUAUAUAUCUUAAUGUGAAAUUGUUAGCUAGUUUUUAGGGGGGAAACAACAUUGUCAGGCCGUGUUUGUGCUUAAAUAACCUUCUUCUUGCAUGAGAUACAGAAACACAUCCACCGUCAUGCUCUGUUGCCUAUAUGAAUAUUUACACUGCAGCUUCUUCGCUGCUGCAUGUUCGUCCCUCCCCGAGACCGAGAGAGAGAGAAAGAGAGAGAGAGUGUGUGUCCUCCUCUGGCUGACACUGCAUUUACGAUGCCUGUCACUCUGGGCUCCAUCACCUGAAAGCGGCAGGGACCAGCAAGAGAGUGGAGCUGCUUGACGGGAUGAAAACAAUCAUACCAGCGCCGCUAUUACACACUGCAUCCACUCUGGCAUCCCCUCUGCACCACAGACAGAGUUGUGCCGCACAAGACCCACACUCUCUCUCUGCAACAUGAAUGCACAGCGCAGUCUUUUCAGCAACCAGUAGCUGUCUCAGCCUCUGUCUUAAAGAAGUGUGAGGGGUAAUGCAACGCAGAUGAUUCCUGAAACCAGAUGUAAAGGAAAAAACGAAAGGAAUAGCGUGAAGACGUAAAUCUGAGAUAAAAGAGGGAGAAAAAUGCAAAGAUGACAGCUGUGUGUAUGUGAAGCCUCUAUAGCAGAUGAACCUUUAGAUUAAAAAAAAAAAAAAAAAAGAGGAGAGGAGGCGGAGAGAGGCGGCGGCAUCCAUUAGGAAGCAAGGGACAGCGGUCAAUAAAGGACACUCAGAACUCCACCUCCUUCCCGUGCUGAGAGGGAACUUGUGUGUGUGAUGAGUGUGUGUAAAUCCACCAGCAGCUGAACCAGUGUGCCAGCCUGCCACAGCACACAAGCAGCACUGCAGAGGAUUUGGCAGCCCAGAGGACCUGCUGGAGCUGUUACAGAUUUUUUGGGGUGGGGUAAAGAGUCGGCUUGGACGUGCACCUCGCUGUCAGCUUGUGUACUCUCUGCUAUAACAGCAUGAAGACGGUCAGAAGAUGAGGAGGAGAAAGAGAGGGCAGAAGAGUCAGACUUUUUAAGUCUUUCCAAAUUGGGAGGGGGGUGGGUUUGGCAAACCCACAAGGGGUGGGGGACGCACACAGGGGGCUGGUGUGGAAACCUUUGCCGUCUCUGUUAACUCCUCCACAAGGGAUCUCCUCUGUCACCACCUCUGCGUCUCCUGGUGGUCCGCACCCCCCUGUGGGCCACGUGUGCAGGCAUGGACCGAGGCUGAGCGGAUGCUGCUGCCUGACAGGGAGCCUGUGAGACGGCGGUCCACUCCUCCCCGCCCUGGUCCCCUUCAUGCCGUGCUGUGGACUGGGCCAUCGCCGGAAAGCACAGCUUCCAUAUGUGAGUUUGAGGCUCUGAUGAUGAUUUAUCACACAAGGGUUAGAGGGGAGGGUGUGCGUGAGAGAUUAGAGGAGCCGACAGUCGCCAGCAUGUGCAGACCAAUGUGCUUAAUGUGCUUUGUUAUGAUUGUUUCAUGCUGGUCAGACUGUUUGAAUAAUUCAGAGGUUAUUCGCAAAGGUGUUGCAUCGGCACAUGCACAACUUCAAAUAUUGCUGCUUCAAAGAACAACACUAAGUGGUCAGUGGACACUCGCCAGGUUUUUCCCUUGAUGUUAAACCCUGAUAGUCCUCUAUCCUGAAUGCUGCAGGAUUUAGCUGAAAUAUUUAAAUUGCCCUGGAUGGGCAGUUUUCUGCAGAGCUCUGUUCUUGCAUGCCUACAGACAUGAUAAAUCUUUCAUUUCAUAUUUUUUCCAGGUUUUGGACAGAGCAAGCAGAGGCUGUACGGUUUCUGAAUGCAGAAGGCUCACACUGCAGGCACAUGCUCUGUUGACAGUUCCACUUUAUUGGGCUUUGCUGGUUCAUGUCAUGCAUCCUCUGUGUUUUGGUGUCUGGAAUCUAAAGCAUGUGUGUUGUAAGGACACAGAAAGUCCACUUUGGCUGUGUGGGGUGUAAUGAAACGCAGUGAGAGCAAAAUGUCGGUGUGCUCUUUCUAACAGGUAGGACCUGAGAUAGGAAAUUUGAUGAUACAUGCAGUUCUAGCUGUACUGUCCUUUGCAUAUUUAAUGUAAAUGCCCGAGUUCUGCUCUGCUGAGCUCCUGCAGUCAUAGUUCAAGUGGCUGAAAAGACGGUCAAAAUGUCUGUUACAUAAAUGAGAAGGUGAGCAAUGCACAAAAAAAAGAUGUUUUUCUUUCACUAUCAUUUUACUGCAGAUGACAGUGGACCUCACUAAUAGAGUUUCACCACUAGAUGGCCAUGUUACACUUUUACCACCACUCCCACAUAAAUAAACUAUCAUGGCUUUUCCAUGCAGAGAGAAAGUGCUUAAACACCCAAAGAUCAGAAGUCAAGCUUGUUUUUUAUUGGAUUUUUUUGGUCUCAAAGUCUGUAAUAAAACAUGAUGUCAUCACCAAAUUUAAGACAUAACUCACAGGACAAAAUGUUCUGCAGCAGCCAGAAACACUGAGAUAAUAUCAGAUAUUCAACCUGAACUUGCCUCAUCUAUUUCUUUAUUUGUUUAUUAUCAUAAAAUUAUAAAAUGUUAAUAGAGGCCUGUCUCGAUGUCCCGAGCGCUAAAAUAAAGUUUGUUUAGUGUCACAAACUCACAACAAACCAUCAUAUGUUGAAAAAAGCAGCUCAAAACUCAUGUUUGAAAGUGAACACUACAGUCAUUUCACAUUUUAUUGCAGUAUUAUUUAUUGCCUUUUUAUUUUUUGUUAGUUGAUCCACCAUUUCACUAAUAAUUUUAGCCCUAAAAUACACAUUCAACAAACUGAAAGCACUAAUCCACAAACACAAGUUUAGCCCAGCACUUGUAGAUUCCUGAAAAAGUUUCAAUUAUAAAGUAACUAGAAUCUCCUAAAGCUGAACAAAAUUACAGAAAAGUACAUAAUAGUUUCAGGAUACUGAGGUUUAUAAUAUGUGUCUUCAGAGUUCUCCUGAAAGAACACAGAUCUUCUUCUUUGAAAAAGGAUCAAGACUUCUGGGCCCGUUAUGACGCAUAAUGUCUAGAAAUGUAGACUUUGAAGGGUCCAGCUUCUGAACUUGGACACUGACUUUAUCCCAGAUGUUGUAGAGAGAGAGAAAAAAAAUCUAGUGCUUCUGUUACACAAUCAGGUUUUUGUCUGACACGCGCUGCAGAGGGGCUGAAUCAACAUUGACUGCACAACUGAGUAAGCUUUAAUUAAACUGAUGAGUAGAUUAGUGUAAGACCAGCUGUUGAUACUCCACACUGCACGGUCUAAGCCCCAUGUGUAAGGUGUUUGCACCGACACAGACCAUCCACUGUGACAGAGUAUCACCAGCAUAGUGGCUGUGUGUACUUUCUGUGUUGAAAUUGAUGUAUUGAGUCAAGUCAAAACCGCAGUUUUUUGGGGUUGAAGUAAAACAUCCACUGACUGUAGCCAGUGUGAACCUUUAGAGGACCCCAGCUGCCGUGACUUGCGUACUCACUCUUUGACACUCCUCUCACAUGUUUCCAAUAUGGAGCACCAGACCAACGUUUUAAGUCUGAAAUGGGGCAGAACACAAUUCCGCUCAGGAUGGAAUGUGGAGCACGGAGACCCGGCCGGAUGGGACUCUGUUUGAUGGACUGAAUGGCCAGUCCUAGACACUCCUCACGGAAACUGAACUAAUUGAAGACAGCCUUCCUUGCUCCAUUCACGGCUUUGUUUUCUAGGGUUUUCUGCUUAUAAUGGCGCCGUAGAAGUAGCCAUCACGACUAAGCAGAGAACCACUUCAAUGCAAAGUUUAUCGUGUUUACAUAGCAAGAGAGCCAGCUGACCCAUAGAGGCAUGUCGCAAACAUGGGGUUCAGUAAACUUCCUAUGAUUAGCACUGCUUUGCUAAUUAAAAUGCACUCGGCUUAAUUCUAAAUCUCCAGGUGUAUUUUUGGCCGUGGUGCAAACAAGACAAAGAGUUUUUCGCCAAUCCCUGUGCAGCAUUUCCCCUCCUAGCUGCAAAAGCAUAUCCCAAAAUAAGCAGACGCACAAGUACUUUGACACAACCACUCAGCUGGUAUCCCAAGACAAGUAACAAGAGUAACUCAGUGUUUACUUUUCAUCUCAACGCAUUCUUUGUAGUUUUGCCAAUCCUUUGCUUCCAACCCCAGUCCCAGGAGAACAGUAUACGUCGUCUUAACUUUUUAGGUUUAGGCAUUUUGCCUCUGUUAGAUAGGACAGCUGAAGAGAGACAGGAAUUUUGAGGAGUAGGGAGCGAAGAACUGUGGAUGGGAAUCAGAGACUUCUAUGACGCAUACUACAUCCUCUAUAUAGGACACACUCAGACGGCCAGGCCAGUGGCAUCAUCGUACUUGUUUUUGUACUAAAUCAUCAAAGCCGAUGUUGCUCCACAUUAAAUAUCUAACAUUUCUUUGAACUGAUUUACACAAGAGUAAGUCAAGGUACAUUUGCCCCCAUGAAGACUCCAGCACUAAUGCUGUAUGCAGUAAAUUUUGCGUUCCUCUAUUUAUUAUGUAUGAAGACAUUUCACCUGAAAAGUGAGAACUUGCCAAAGAAGGAAUAAGAAAUGUCAGACACUAUAGUAUUACACACUGGACUGUAAUUAUUCCCAGAAAAAAACUAGGCCUUUGUGUGCGAGUGGUGAGCUAAUUUCCCAUGGUGAAAGUGUGACCUGGAAUUCCCAGUUUUCCAGGCUUUGGGAAACCCGCCCAGGGAGGAGUGUCAGGCCAGCACAGAGCAGACUUGAGCAGGGUUUCCUUGGCAGCAGCAGUGCGUUCUUUAACUUUUCCAGAGAUUAUUGAAAUGUCCGGAAACUGAGCGGCUAAUUGGCCACAGAGGCCCUCAGGAAUGUCUCAGAUUUAGGUGGAUUUUUUUAUUUCUUUUACAUCAUCUAUCUGCUCAGUUUGAGGAUGGAAAGUGUGAUAUAGAUCUACGAGGCCUGUGCGGAGUAAAGCUGCACUCCAGUCUGGAAAUAGUGAUGUCAAUGACAGACACCAUGUGCUGCCUCUGUGUGUCCUGACCCUGGCUCAGUUCUAACUGGGCUGCAUCGGUCUGAGUUUUUAAAACCCUCACUUGUCUGGAAAUGUUGAAGUCAAGCAAAUCAUUCAUGUGGAGAGUUUUUGAUUUGACACAACUGGCUGUUUCUUUGUCUCUCUGGUUGAUCAGUUAUAUGGGGGCAUCUGGUUGGGUGGUGAAAAUACAAAUCAUAUAAUCUCCAACAUGACCAGGUAGAGAGAUCCCUAAAGCUUGUCACACCAGACUCUCUCAUUCCAGUAAUUUGAUUCCUGCAUAUAACUCUAAACUCUCUGAUCAAGAAGAGUUUUGGGGGUGCGCAGAUAGCCUAGCAAGUUAGCGUGCAGGUUAGCGCGACCAUGUGCUGCAUGUCAUCACCUCCCUCUCUCUCCACUGUCCUAUCAUUAAAGGCAAAGAAAUGCCAUAAAAAAGAUGAGUUUUGAACAAAAUAACCACUUAGUUAUCACAUGAAAUUCAUUCUCAGCAUGGCUGCAUUGGUUGAAACAACAUUGGCUGUCUUUGUGCCAGCAUGUAUAGGAAAUACUUUUGGGAAAACUACACAAGAAAACUUGUUAAAAUCCCUUUUUUUUCCUUUCAAAAAACAAACCAGUCUAAACUCCAAGUGAACACUCAGAGAAAGGAAAUUUACCCAACAUGGCUACAGAAGGAAUCAUAGAGCCUGUAGGCAAACUGCAGAAUUGGUUCAUUAAGUGUGGUGAUAGCAGAGCUCGCACGACCAGCUUUUCAUCCUCUUUGCAGUCUUGCAUGCUAUGUGAUCAUGAUUUUCUAGAUCAAAAUACUGGUAAACUGCCCCACACGUUGAGUUGCCACCUGUGCUUAUUUACAUCCAGGUAGAAGAGCAUAGGAGCAUUAUGGAAGAAGCAGUUAGCCUAGCUAAUGGUGGGUGGCUGCUCGACAGCUUAAACAAUACAUAACCAGCAUUUAGAGCCUAAAAAAGUUAUAAUAUGUAACUAUAAAAUAUGUAUGCAUUGUAAAAGAAAAACAGCUGUAAUGGGAUCUAGACCUUUACUUCCUGCAAAUCCACACCCACCCAUGUGAAAUACUACAUUAUUGUGGAGGUGCACCUAGUUACAUUAUCGCUUUGAGCACAUUGCUUACUUCUUCUACAUAAGCUGUUUCUCAUUUCAAGUUUUAUUUUAAUCACCUUUCAAUAUAAAUGCUAAUAUUCACCACUAACGUAUAUAUUCUUCUGGCUGAAACUCAAAAAAUUAAUUAGAAAUAAAACAAAAACUUGUGUCUUUUAAAAAAUUUGUAAGGUAGCAGAAUUUCACCAUUGUCAGUACAUUUUAAUGCAUGGUGAAAACUAUACCAAUCUGCAGCUUAUCAACCUGCUGCAUUACAUCUCCACAUAUAAACUGAUUUGCUCCCUGUGGUGAAUGGUAAUUUUAGCCUCAUGUCUCAGCUCCAACACGUUCUACUUGGUGCUUUACCGCUAUCAGUGCAAAGCAGCUGUUUAAGAGCUGGAGCGCUGUCAUCCAUUUUUGUCGGGCUUGCAGUUACUGGCAUAUCUCUUCAGUAAUUCUAUUUAUUACGGUCACAUUUUACUACAACACACAGCUUUAAAGAGAGAUACGUCUGCAUUACGUUCUCUGCUGUUGAGAAGGCUGUUAUAUUGAUUUGUUGUAUAUGAGGCAUUAGGCUGAGUUUAAGCGUCACUUUGGCUCAGUUUGACAGCAUAACUCUCCAUGUACCUCCUCGUAUAAAUCUGUACCCUAUCCCUACUUUUUGCUUGAUCUCUAUAAAUCAUUGAGUUGUCAGUUCUUUGUAUCGCUGCUGCAAAUCAUUGCAGAAUUUUGCAGAUAAGUAGGCAGUCGUAUCACCGGAGCUGAAGGAGCAGUGGGCUCAGCUCACAUGCACAGAACUGGCACCUCAGACAGUAAGGGCAUUCAGGCCAAACAGAGCAUCACUUAAAACAGGAGCAGAUGUUCUUUGAGGCCAAUUAACAACAGAGGGAUGCCGACAACUUUGAGCACCAGAGGAGGGCUACCGGCCCAUAUGGAUACAAGAGACAAUUAAUUAGAGCGUCAGACAUUAAAAAUGGAUCAGGCACUAAAUUAAGUUUCGCUUUAAUCCCUGAUCCCCUGGAUUGUGAGAUUGGGCUUUGAUUGUUAUUUAUUUCUUUCUUUAAUACUUCACUAUUCACUAUGUACUGUACACUGAAAAUGAUCAAGAACAUAAGAUAUUAGCACAGUUUGGACCAAUUAAACUUCUUUAAAAACUCAGGACAGAAAGGUAUAAAUAAAUUAAAUAUCAGAUCAAGAGUAAUUAUAUAAGAAUAGUUAGACAUGAAAGGUUUAAGAUUUGUUAAAACAAAUGAAGCCAGUUUUAACAUAAUAGUUUUUAAUGUAGAAAAGGUCAAAGAAAAGGGAGGACUGGAAAUGUAUUCUUAAGGAGUGUAUCUUUCCUUGAAUUGCAUUUAAAAAGUAAGAGUCUCCUCAUAUUUAGGUUAAUGUCAAUUGUUAAUAGCAGUGACGGUUUCACUUAUCUGAAAAGCGAGUUUACCUCCAUGACUGAGGCGAGCUGUGGCUCACAACCACAAUGCUAGAGGGGUGUUUGAUGAAUUCCAGGUUAAAGCAUUAUGGUCUCCUCUGUCAAUUAUGACCGGGUGCAUUCAAACCCCACCCAAUUUCAGCCUGUAAAACCAGCAUGGAUACUCUAAAACUCCUCAGUGCUCUUUUUCAGUUAACAUGGAUGUUUAAGUUGCAGGAGUAAAUCAUUUAAGAAAGGGGAGGACAAAGUACGAGAGAAAGAGAGAAAAAAAUACCAUUAAGGGGCCGAAAUACUGUCAUAUAAAUUUUGAAUCUGCCACCAUGGAGGGGAAAGAGAGAAUCCUAUUCUCACUGAGCAUCUUUCACUUGUCUCCUGGCAAAAAGGCGUCAUGACAACAGGCACCAGCCGGGCGAGGAGAUACACCCUUGGGAGGGAAACAGCGCAAGGAAGGUAAAAGAGGAAAGGAAGGAAAGUGAGAUGAAGUAGGUGGAAAGGAAAGGAGAAGAGAUCAAAUGGAAAAGAGUGGAAGAUAAUGAAAAGAGGAGGCCAAUUACUUUCAAGUUUCUCUCUUCUACUUCCUAUUUUGUUGUCCUGUGCCAUCCCCCAGAGAAUCACCGUGCUCAUCCUAAUGCGUCUGUAAGCUCACCCUCGGGAGCCGGCCACAAAGAUCUGCUCCGCGAUUGGGCGCGCACCGUGGCUCAGCAGGGCGGGGUUAAACCUGCUGGGAUGUUUCAUAUUCAUACUCAGCUUGAAUACAUAAUCAGUCCAUCAGGUCACUGCUGUCAGGAAGAAAGGACUCUGAGUGUGCCGGGUGAUUCUUCCGUGAUCUUGACCGCAUUUAAUUUUGCCAUGUGAAGAAAAACUUUGUCAUUGUCCUCGUCUGCGUGAUCCCGCUGACAGAUGCUGGACUCAGUCAGAGCAGGGGAUUUUGGCUCGCAGGUUUGCAGAGCAGAUGACGACCUAUGGCUGAGCUCGACGUGCCCCUGGCCAUCACCCUUGACCCUGCGUAGACCUGCCCACACGACAAGCUGUGCGGCUGACAUCCGCUGAGGAGGGGGGCUCCUCUCUGCACGUUACCGGCCCGCUCUCGUUGCCAUGAUCAAACACUCCAAGAAUAAAAAUGUCUCCUGGGUAAGUGAGGCGUGUUGGUGGACUUUUCUCCUCUAUUUUUUGAACUACCUUCUCGCUGUAUGUGUGGCUUUUUCUCUAUCUUGUGCUGUGCUCUCAAAAUAACAGGAAGCCAUAUAACAUUUUUGCAUCACUAUUGUUAAGAUUUCCUGCAUUAACGGAUUAUGUAGAGACUAUUACGGUGUAUUCCCAUUUGUUUCUGAUGCUCCUGUGCCCAGUGGCUAUUCCAAAGAGAGGCUUAGAGAUUUAGGUAUUAUAUAACAACAAGCUACUACAUGCCCACUUUAUGAAAUCUGGUCACCACUCUGCCAACUCUGCAGAUGUUGAAAGAAAAGUGGCUGAUGUCGAUGAGUUAAACUCAAAGCAAAAGUUCAAGAAAAUCAUAUGUGUGUCAUCAGAAACACAACAGAAGUUUAACUUGUGUUAUUUUGAUUUAAUUUUGUCUCCGGUUUUCAACAUGUGUGAGUUUGGUAUAUGAUUCUUUGCCAGUGCAGACGGAUCAGGGGAGAUUAGAGCGAGAGUGGCUUUGCGAGGAUGAAAUCAGCUACUUGGGAGAAUAAAAAAAAAGGGGAGGGGGGGUAAAUGAUGUGAUGGAGUGAUGGUUUACUACAGAAUUUACUCCGUCUGUCCAUCUGUAGACUUUAAACCAUUUUUUUUCUUCUCGUGUGACCUCCAGCCACUCAGCUCGACCACUUUGUUAUGUAAUCUUUUCACUCCAGCUACUGUAUGUCAGGUGUGAGUGACACAGUCAUGGUGUGAUGACUCCUCUGUACACACCAUAUGUUGCAUUCACUUUAACAGACAUUCAUGUUUGAGACUGCUACCUUUUUCCCCUUUUUUUAUGUCCAGUAUAUUCUACAUGUGCACAUGUGCAUAAAUAGAGAUGUACUUAUGUGCUUUCCUCCGGAGGGAAACACUGCUCCACUUUUGCUCAACCCACCCAUAUGGCACAUAUGUCACGCUGCUGCUUUCUGCAGCCCAGCUCGGUGUCCUCACAGUGAACCUGGUCAUUCCUGCACACGGAAAGCUGGAAAGUUGAGUUCAAAGUACUUGAGUGCUUGAUGAAGUGAUGUGACAGCUUUGCCAAACAGUUCUAAUUAAAGUAGCACGACAUGAAUCAGCAGAGAAAGUCCAGUAUGUACCCAAUACCAGAAAUACUUUGAUUAUAUCUCUCCUUUUUCGCUGUUUUACCUUCAUUAUCUCAAAUAACAGCAACAUGAAAUGAUUGGGCAUUUAAGCUGGUAUGAGAACACUUCAACAAAAAGCUAAAUUGACUUCUGAAGGAUACAUGCCCACUGCAGUGAGCAGGCUUAAACACAUCACCUUACAGACUCUCUGUUACAUGCACAUUUACCAACCUACUAUAAAUGACUGACGGGGCUGACAGAGAGGUUCAAACCCCAAGAACUGAGUGACUUUUUCAAACCUCACUUUACCUUAAAAAUGAAAGCCUUCUCUUCCUGAUUAUCAUUAAGUGGUAGAAAACAAAAUCCACAUGCUAAGAUGUUCCUCAAACAGUCUCAUUAAUCAAGAGACGCUUCUUGUUCACAAAGGCAAGCAAGUUCAUGCCCACAUAAAACAUGAGUGGUUAGCUAUAGAGCAAAUUAACAUUUUGUAAAAGAAAUUUGAUUGAUAAAUGGCAAACAUUUGAAAUUGUGUAGUAAAUGCUAUAAGUCAAGCCUAAAAUAUAAUAAGUAAGUAAUUCCUCAGUUUAGGUAAGAGUCUCGUAGAGUAUUUUGCAGACACACUGCAAACACCAGUAAAGUGGUUUUGCACUUUCUACUGCAUGACUUCUAUUCUUGGCCUCCUUUUAAACCCACUUGAGGUUGGUCAAACACAUCCCUUCUUACAUUUUAUUGAGAAAUGAAAAAAAAAAUUGCACCACAAUGAAUUUCACCAGGACAAACGCUUUCAAAUAUAUUUUGAGGCUAAAUUUUAUGGAGCAUGUGCAACUAGAAUGAUCAUAACUUUGAGAUUUGUGUCAUUUUCAGCCUUGUAUGGCAGUUGUUAAUUGACUUGGUUAAAGGGCAUUUUAAAUUACUGCAAUGAAAAGUAAACAGUGAUACCAUAUUCUAACAGCAGAGGGUGCUAUCUGACUCUGACUACUCUUCUUCAACCACUUUGUCUCUUGUAUUUUGUAGUAGAAUGACAGCACAGAACUGGCAGCUGCAGGGGAAGAUUUUGCAGUUGAGGAUGCGCCUCCAGCAUGCCGAAAUAUAUAUACUGACCAUUUUGGUGCUUUUAUUUGUCUUAUCCAUGUGAGAUCGCCAUUUGGAGAUUAAGUUCCUUCUCCAAAAUAAACUGAUAAGUCACCACCCUCAGAUCCAGAAGCCGGUAAACAUGUACGGAUCAGGAUGCAUAAAAUACUAUAUGCGUUCUGCAUUGCAAGCUGCAGCUGUUCUAAUUCCAGGUAUCUACUUCUCCAUCCAAUAAGCCUAAUGACUAUGAGGACCAUUUUUAAUAACAAGGGUAGGCAGAGGCAGGCGGAUUAGGACUCCAGAUGGUGCAGUCACUGCCUGCCUGACUGUCUGUCAGUGCCACACAUGUACAGCUGCAAGAGGUCACAUGUUUUUACUACAGCGGUCAGAUCGGCUGCUGCAGCCCAGCAUCACGUAGACUCUCCAGUAACACUAAAGCUGGCAAUUUCAACACCAAGUAUCAGCUGACAGUUUGAAGAGUUUUGAGGUAUAUUUGUAUGCUUAGAGGUCGUGUCAUAUAGCCGGACUUGAGGAUGCAACAGAUGUUGCACCGUCAAAUUAAAGCUUAAUGCCCGGCCAGCCGAAGGGAAAACACUCCAGAGCCAACCAUGACACCACAAAGCUUAAACACUCCACUCUGUGUAUGUUUGUGUGUGUUUUUCUGCUCAUGCAUGUGCGUGCUUCUGCUUAUGCCCAUGUCAGUGUGUGUGUGUGAUCUGCCAGAGAGACUUUUCACUCCACAUGAGGCAUGACACUCGCUGUUGAGAGAGCUCUGAUGAUGACCACGGCUCAUGACAUCUCUGUGACGACAUCAGUCGCGUUUUCGAGCAACUUGCAGUUACUUCAGUUUUUUCCCUCCUUUUUGACUGAGGCAGGGAGGUUGUCUUUUUUCAUGCCAGGCGUCAGCUGCUCGCACCCUGGGGUCAUGGUACUCUGAACAGGAAAAAAAAAAGAGGGAUUUGCAUAAUUCAUUACAGUCGCUGUGGAACGGAGAGGCGACACAGGUGUCCUGAGUUUUGCGGUGGAAAGAGCAUGCCUAAGAAGCCAAAGGUAAAAAAAAUAACACACUACCUGUUCUUGUUUUUGUUGUUGCUUGUAGUUGAUACUCUUUAAAUGACUCUAAGUGCUUUUUUUUUUGCAUACAUGCAGACUCUUUGCUGGGUGCAGUUCUGUUUGUAACGACAGUCAGGAGGGGUGUCCCAUUUGGUGCUGAGCUCUGUUUGCCUUCAUUGUGGGCUUCGAUUCAAAUCCUGUGCAUAUGCAGGACAGCGCCUGCUUUUUUUUGAUGCAAACACGGCUGUUCUGCAGGUGAAAGACAAUCUGCAGGGUCAUCUUUCCUCUAUCCUACAUAGACAAUGAGUCUGGUUAAAUAGUUUGUCAUCCUGUCAAAUCCUAUCUCUGAAAAAUGAUUUAGAUUACAGCAUAUUUAAUCUUUGGCAUUUUACACAAUGUAGGGCAGUGUCAGCAAAGCUUUGAACUGUAAUCUCUUGACAUAAAGCAAUCUGCAAUCUGUCUAUUUGUGGUGAAACAGUUUUUCCCAUUUUCUGAAUUCCAGUAAUUUUAGAGGCAAUAAACCUGACCUGUUAGUCUCAUUUACAAGAGGGAUUGAAUGCCCCUAAAGUUUAGACGUCAUGUAUUGUAGAGCUGUCUUUGUGAGGGAGUUUCCUCUCUGGUGAUUUAAGGUAGUAUAACACUGUCAUGUAAAAAGAGUGCCCGGCUUUUUUACGUUUACUAUUAUGUUGCAUCAUUUCUGCUUUUAACGACUCUCUUAACAUUUGGGAUCUGGUGUGUUGGUCUUGAAAUAAAGGGCUUCAUUUCUGAGUAAUAUUAUAGUAAUAUUUCAGCUGAUAAAACUUCAGGGUCUCCUUUGCCAUAUCUUCCUUUCAUAAUGCGCUAAAUGCUUUAAUGGGUGACAGUAAGGACUGCAGGCCAGUUUAGCACCUGGGCUGCUCUACUACAGAGCCAUGCUGUUGUAAUACAUGCAGAAUGUUUGUUGCAUCGUUGUACCGAAAUAUGUAAGGUCUUUCCUGAAAAUGAAAUUGUCUGGAAGGUAGCAUAUGUUGCUCCAAAACUUCUGUUAUUGAGCAUUAAUGACUCAACAGAUUCGUAAAACACCCAUGUCGUGGGCAAUUAUUGCAACUAGGGGUGUCCCGAUACAAUUUUUUUUUACCUCCGAUACAAUACCAAUAUUAUAGCCUUCAGUGUUGUUCGAUACCGAUAUUGAUCCGAUAUUAGCACAAACUCUUGCAUGACAAGUUUUGCACUCAGCUGCCACGUCUUUUCGAACUUUAAUGAAAAAUACUGCCACAGGGCUGACAUCACUCCUACUCUUUGUUACUUUGGUAGACACUGUUGUUAUGAUCACAUGGGCUCUACAUGCUGGUUCCGGUUGCUGCUAGAUAGAGGUGCCAGAGCAAAGUCUGGAAUGGAUCGCUUGUAUCAGAGUGCUGAUAUCGUAGAUUUUAGAUGCAGGCCGAUGUAAUCCGAUAUUUGAAUUUUUGCUGAUAUGACCAACAUCUGAUAUCAAUAUCAUAUUGGGACACCCCUAAUUGCAACCCAAUACCACUAUGGAUGCACUGAUAACAAGCUGGGUGAUCUCUUUCAUCUUUUGUCCAUUUUAAAAGGACUAAAGCCCAAAGAGGUUCUUAGGAUUUUUUGAUCAUGUUUAUAUAUAUAUGGUUUCCUUUUUCGGCACAGUAUCUGUUUGUAAUUAACCAAACUAUUGGCUCAAGCUGUCCUCACAUCUUUGCAUCUGAGAGCCUUUUUAUAUCGAGUCAUAUUACUAACCUGUUGCAUAACCCGUUAUUGUCAUGAGCACGACCACAAGGAGUUAUUAAGUUGUGGCACAAUAAGUCAAAUUGAAAUGGAAAUUGGUGAGAGAGCUACAGAAUUUUUUUAAUUCAAAUACUGAUCAUUUGUGGCAGCGACAUACAACAAUUUACUUCCACAAUAUCAUCAUUUCCCACCUCUAGUUGCCUAAUUACAUUCAUGUUAGUAAUCAAUAUUCCCUCUUGCUGCUUUCUAGUUUUAUGUCAUUUGUUCUUGUGCUAGCGCCAUCCCAGGUCAAUCAAAGAACUGCACAAAACAGGCAGCCUGCCAGCAUUUUUGUUGUAGGUGCGUCAUAGAAACACAAUGGGUACCAACUUGCUAAACGGUACCCUUUAGAACUAUUAGUAGUCAAAAGCUCCACAUCAAACCUCUAAGUGAUGAGAUGAUCUUGUAAUCUAUGAGAGAAAGUUCUGAAAUGACCUCUGGGUUUAAACCCACUCCUGAGGAUUACAGUCUUCUUUAAUAUAAAACCUCUGUACUAAGACAUUUUCAAAGGUGUAAAGAACAAAUCCCUUCACUCUCCGUCCAUGCUUCAUGUCCUGCAGUCAUUUCUUCUACUUUAAAUCCUGGAUUGGUCGAACGGCCGAAGCAGAUUUAAAUCUCCUUACUGAGAGAAGCAAUCAUCACAAAGUGAGUCAGGGGAUGAAGUGGACACAAGCAAUCACCCCUGUGGGCGUUAUUGUGUGCAGCGUGAGGAUCGUUACCUCCCUCCUGCAGAGAUGGACAGUACACAGAAGUGCAUGUGACAACACGGCAGAUGAUUGUCUCACGCUGAACUGCUCAAACGGUUGGACUGUGUUCAAAUGAGGAGCCCUUCAGCAGUGCCAGAGCAGCUCACAAAAGUGGCUUUGUUAAGUCCAAAAGAGACCGUGUUGUCAGUUAUGUGGCGUAAAACUGAAUGCAUUGUGAUGUUUUCAGAGCUGUCUAAAAAUGGGACUCAUAGUUUUUUUGAUCUGACAGCCUUCACUGCAGAAAUGAUCGGAAGCACAGAUUUUCUUGUGUCUAUCUCUGUCUUUAAAUUCCACAACAUGAGACGGACAGGUUUGCACAUUAGUGAAGAGGCUGACAGUCUACCUUAACCCUGGUUUCUAGCCCUUUUAUGCCUUUUGUAUCAUAUUUGAUACUUUUAUAUACUUCUAUCAAAUCAAUGUGAUCAACAAUUACUAAAAAGACACCUGAAUACAAUCUGAUGAAUGAUAAAAAUGUUCUUUUGUGGUUUAUCAGUUUCCAAAAACAUGUAUCAAACGAGAUAAAUAAAUAUAUUUGUUAAAUUUUAGGGACAAUUUAAUUUUUUUUUUUUUGUUUGUUUUUCAGUAGUAAGUGAAAUAGACAUUUCAGCCACAAAAAAUGGAAUUUUCUGGCCAUAAUUUGGGGUUUCAGGCAUUAAAGGUUUAAAGUGGCUGGGAAUUAGUUGGAGUCAGCAUUUACAGGUUGGCAACGCCCAUGUUUUGGCUUCAUAAUGCGUCCACUUCCAAAUCUCCUUUUAUGCCAACCAACCAAGAGCAGAGCCAGGGAGUGGUCAGCCAGCCCUGAAAUCCAGUUGGCUACCCCAGUGGCCACCCUAAAAUCCUCAACUAUGAUUGGCUGUUUGCUGUGUCAGCUACAGGCCUCAAAAAUCAACCUGAGUUACUUUUCAAGGUUGAAAAAUAUGCAUGGGAAAAUAAUUCACUCCUCAAUUGAGCACUGGUAUGAAAAUCAGUGUUUACAGUGUACAAAGCAGGGGGAGUAAGUGGACUGUAAGUGUUGAUAUGAAUUAGCAUACAGUGAGUGAGUGAAUCAUCCGCUGCCUGUGUUCGUCUGACCUGUGCGUGACUGUAUUGGUCACAGUGGUCCCAAUUUGCCAGCUGAUGAGUUUUUUUUUUUCCAAUGACUCCAUGUGGGGCAGCCAAUGUGUUGAUGCGAGCAUGAGGCCACUCAGCAGCUCGCACUAACACUGUUGCAGCCUGGCUAUAUCAUCCUCUGCUGUACAUGUCAGCGCUUCAGGACUCAUCAAAUCUUUGCCUCCACUCUCUGUCCAGCAGCUCCGACAUGAUGCUCAUUCCUUUGGGCAUGCUCGACAAGUUCUCUUUGUCUCCACUGACCAAACACAUUUUAGGAAGGGUAAGCUUUACCGUCCUUUAACUUUGAUCUGAGAGGAGUUUAGCUUCAUGUUUAUGAUGUGUGUGCAGGUGCGGGGUAUUCUCAAGUUCAGUAAUUAGAGAUGGUACCUGGUCUUGAGUGGCCUGGCCUGUGUUGCAGAGAGGUAACCUUAGACAGAUGUUAGCUGGCAGGUGGUUUCUUUAGACAUGAAUGGCUGUGUGUUCUGUAAUUUUGUUUGGAUAUUUGCCCCUGAACAGCUACUUAUUGAAAUAUACAAGUUCUAGUGCACAGAAGGCAAAAUUUUAAAUACUUUAUAUACUCAUUUCCAAUGUUUGCUUGAUAUUUGGACCUCAGUAUCUCUAACUCAGACCAGCAACUAUUGUUUUACUUGCAUCAACAUCAUGUUUUAUGAUUAUACUUAUACCUUUUAAGUUGGAAAAGCCAGAACAAACACCGAAAUGUGCUUAUGUUACCUCAUUAGUGCGGGCAAUGUGUAGAUAAUGAGAAAAAUAAGCCAAGAUCAAAAGAAACCAAAUGGAAACUGCUUGUUACCACAGGAAAACAGAGUACAUAAACUGUAUGGAUGCAUGUCUAUUAAGGACUUCCUUUCAUUUCAUUUGAUGUCCUGCCAAGAGUUCUGCAUAAAAGGUGUUUACAGUUUUGUGACCGUGUGGUGAACGAAAGUUUAGACCACCAGCUGGUUAGUGUAGCUUAGUAUACAUAGUCAAAACAGGAGAAAGCAGCUAGCCUAACAUGACUAAGAAAACUAGCUGAGCAUUUUAUCUUUCUACUCCAAACAGCUUUAGAGACUUGGUGCUAUGAGCGAUCAGUCCAAACAGCAACUUUAAGUGUUGAAAAAUGGGGCCAUUGUAGGAGUGCAAAAAACUGCAGUACGAUCAGGGUCCAAGGACCGUGAGACUGGAGCCAUAGGCGAAGGAAACACAAUAGUUUAUAUAUUUAAAUGUCUUUCUAAACAUAACUAAGUGUGGCUGGUUUGACUGACAAGUGGGCAUGUUGCAGGGAUACGUGCUAAAUGGUCUAAAGGUAAGAAAUUUAACAUGGUUCAACACAAGAUCACAUAGUCUGCUGGUAAACAUUAAAUUGUUCUGCUGGGUGUGGCUAACAUUAGCAGAGCUAGCACCACCAUCAGCGAAAAGGUUGACCAUACGUCAUCUUUUACCCGGACAUGUCCUCUUUUUUGGGGGGCUGUCCAGGCUUGUCCGGGGAAGUUUAUAAAAUCCUUCAAAUGUCCGAGGCUUUGUACGGAACUUUUGAGUUUGUGUCACAUGAACUUACUGAGUUAGAAGUAAAGUUAGUUAGUAAGUUAGUUAGUAAAAGACACUCGAUUCGACCCGAAAAACCUUCAAAAUCAACUUUGUGCGAAUCCUAGACUCCAGAAUAUGUUCACCCUACUUUUAGCUGCCUACUAUGUAAACUAUGCUGUCCACAGUCAGCCCAGAAAAAAGCUUGUUUAUGUUUUAGUUUAUUUGACAGGGACAGAACAAACCCAUAAACAUCAGUUUAUCAUACACUAAAUGUCUUUGGGAGGUAACACAGGCAGAUUUACCACGAGUGUCAUUAUUAUCGUGUCAGCUUUACUGUUCAGACUUUAAACUUAUUCUCAAAUACGAAAUGAUCUUUUCCUGGUGACAGGGUCAUUUACAGUAUGAACAAUCAAAUAUCUAAACUUGUAAAGUAGGAGAUUGUGCUCUCUCUUCUCUCAGCUUUACAGUAAAAACCAUCCCACAGGACGAUGGGGAAGGAGAUUUAUUUCUUCCAGGGAAAUUGAAAAAUUUAUCCAUCUCAUUCAUCGAGCACUCGAGGGCCUCUAAGGGGAGUUUAAUUUGUGUAAUAGCGUUCUUGGCAGGGCAGAAUGCACUUGAAAGGGCUUUUCUGACAGAAAUCUAAUGAUCUAAUUGUGGUGUAUGUCUGCUCAUUAGUGAUCCUUUUAAGUUUUCUAAACAUCAUUUGUGUGACUCUUGGCCUCUUUUAAAAGCUCUGACAGAAAACAAAAACACUGUUGAAUAUUGUUUGUGUCUUUAGCGAGUUGCUGCGGGGUAGAGUCAAUCAAUUAUCCUCGGUAUCUGUCCUUGUUUUGUCUUGUGUUAUAAAGUCGUCAUUGUUAUUAUCUUGUAUUGAUGUGAAACAGACUAUCUCAUGAUCCGGAGUGUUUGACACAGCAGUGUUUGGCAGAGUGGAGGAUGGUUUCUGACUGUUUGCUGUAAUUGGCCACCAUGGAGUCUCAGCAGUAUGAGGAUUGGUUACCUGUGGAUGUCUGAUUUUUACCACCGAUCUUUUAAGGAGCAGCGAUGCCUUACAGUGUAAUAGACACAGGAGGGUUUAAACACCAUCUCUGAAUCAGCAUUCAAUCAGUACAAACACGUUGAUAUCUCCUGUGAAGGCAAAUUAGUUUAAUUUGUAUAAAUGUUGGCACCUCCUGUGGACGAAGCCAUUUGUACAUGAGUAAUUUCUUUUCAUUUCAUUUUGCUUUCUUCAACAUGGAUCAUUCAUUGAGAAUUUUGUGCAUAGAACAUUAGACCUUAAAUAUUCCUUUACAGAAAUAGUCUCUCUCGUUUUUUGCUUUUGCAGGUCAAAAAGAGACAUUAAUAUUAACUGCAGCCCUUUUAACAACCAUCUAAAAACUCCUUAGGAGCUUUGAGAGUCUUUGUAAAAUUUAAAAGUAUUGUUUAUUAAACUAUAAAAUGUGAAUGUGAACUACGUUUGUUGAUAGACUCAGUUACAAGCCAAAUAACCAAUCCCAAGUGAACAAUCCCAUUAAAAAUGACCUUAACUGACUCCAGUUGCACAGCCAGUCCAAAUACUUUAUACCAUCUAUCAAGAGACAACACGGAGAAGCUGCUGGCAGUGUCUACAGUCAUUAUUUGUUGAUUUACUUUAAUCAGUUCUGUGAGCAGAGGCAUCGACUGACACCAAUUAUUUCAACAUGCCAUUAUUAGUCAGUCGAUCUCUGAUUCUGCAUUUAGGAAUGAAGACACGUUUCAGAGGGGUAUUGGUUUCACUUGAUUGUCAUUAAAUGUUUUACAGAGAGUAUCACUGAUUCAUUGUAGAGUUGUAACACUGGAACGAUGGAGUUCACCAAUAGUGACUCCUGAGUUACCCUUUAGGGAAGGAAACAACCGUCUGACUGUAUCGCUUCCUUCCUGUAUAUAACACAUCACAAUGAUGUAUUGAUCCGCCUUCGUGGUACUAUUACCGUACGUCGGUUUUGAAAGCUGUCCUUGUUGGCCUUUGUGCGCCUGUCAGAGCGAACGCCUGCUGACGUCACUGGCUGCAUGUAUACUGAUCGAUAAGCCAAAGGCAAUGCCAGCGCUCAUUUCCCAGCGUGGGCAGAGAAAGAAGACAUCGAUCUGUCAAAUCCCAUUCAGAGUCCAUUGAAAGAGGGCUGAUAAUUACUGAGGGCAGAGAAGAAUCCUCUCCUAUCAUUACAUUAUAGUAAUUACACAAAUAAAGCAAGUAAUCUGGAGUAAAGCUUGAUUUGCUUUUGUUAAUUUGACAUAAUGGAUAAAGUGAAAGCCUUGUAGGGGCUUUUAGCGACAUUACACACAUUGAACAGUAAACUUAAACAUGCAGGCUUCAGCAUAAAAACUGGCAGAGAUAGCUGAAAUUAUACUAGUCGAUAAAACAUGCAGUCAAUUAACUUACAUUUUUAUUUAACAACAUUUUACAGAAAUUCAGAGUAUGCUCACAUCCUCCUUCUGUGUUUUCUUCUUGACUUUGGUUUUCUAGCAGGCUGAUGCAGUUAUGCAAAAGUCAUUUUUAGUGAGCAAUCAGAGACGCCAGAUCACACUUCCUGAUCAACUGUCAUCACGCCCAGCAUGCUGAGGUUUUGGCCUCCAGGGCUGGACUUAAUUAGAGCCUGAUUUUCACCUUCAUUUACCUUGACCUCCUGUGGCACAGCAGGGUUUAGAUUUGACCACACACUGUGAUUUCUUUAAGUGCUAAGGGCAAAUACACCCAAAUUCACUUGUUUGGGGUUCUAAUCUGAAAAUCUGAUGACUCUUGGAAGUCCUUUUGUGUCCCAAACUAACAAACUCAGGGUCUUAGGCCAGUAGGAGACAUCUAAUAAGCCAAUGCUGUUAUUCUUUCUGUGCAUAAACUCAUUCUCAUAAAAAGCUUUGUGAUCUUAUUUAGUUUACUAAUAAAUCAUUUAUUUAACUUAAAUUUAAAACAAUAAACAGUUUAGUCCAAGUCCAGGCUGGUUUCCUUUAAGACCAGAGUCCUACUUGAGUCCUGAUGACUCAGACUUGUACUCAAGCACUAAUAAAGACUGUUGUAAUGUUUAGUCUUCUAUGCAAGGCCCUGAUAGUUAAUUCAGUUUAGAGAGAGGGCUGUUGUUAUGUGCAUUCAUCUGCAUGGCUGUUCAGUACAAACGCUGUCCUGUCCAGCUACUUGGAUAAAGAAACGCUUUGAAUUUUGCUUUUUGCUUUCAAAGUAUAAAGAUGUGUAAUUCUAGGUUAGUCUUCAAGAAGACUUUAAAAUCUAGAAUUAUCAGUGGCUACAAGUAUAUGCUCUAUUGUGCUCUGAUGCUCUUUUGUGAAUUAUUAGUUUAAUCUAUGAUGAUAUACAGGAUAGGUCAAUAUAAGCCCUGGGGGCUUCAGGCUAUUCCUUUUUCGGUUGCUGUCUGAAAGACUUUUUUAUAAACAUGAUUUUUAGUCUCAUUUUUUUAUUUUUAAACCGAAAUAAUGCAUUCAUUUAUUCAUUCAUAAAUGUUACAGAAACUGUGGGCAAGAAAAAGCAACAUGUUGGAUAUGUAGAAAUCAUCAAGUAAGAGAAAAAAUGUAUUAUGUUUCUUUGGGCGAGCUAACAGUAACACUAGCCUCUUAAAAGAUCACCAACGACAUUCAGCCAAUAGUUUAGAGUGACUACAACACUUGCCCCAACAUAUUUACCAGAACUACAGACCAUUUCAUGCGCUAGACCAUAUCGUACAAUAUAUGCUUUUGCUUUUUGCCAGAAGACUUCACCCUGUCACUAGGGAAAGCGCUAAAAGUUUUGACUUCACUACUGAGGAGCUGCUGUGCCUUCCAUGAUUUCAUACUCUGUACGGUAAAAAAUAAACAGUAUUUGUUGAGUCAAUCUUUAAGCUUCAAUAUGUAAUUUUUCUAAUGGUAGGACAAAGCUAAAGCGAGCAUGUCUUUAAGCAAGCUGUUUAUAGCUGCCUAUGGAAAAAAGCCUUUGAUCCCCUCACUUUAUUUACUGCGUGUCGGUUAAAUUUAUUUUCGUCUCAAAAUUACUGUAAGUCUAUCGUUUAUUUCAUACAUUCAUUUUUGUAAAGACACCAUUUAAUUUAUUGGUCCUGCUCCACAACAGCUGGAUGCUAAGCUGGUUUUGUCAUAUCAGACAACCAAAGGGUUUACUGAUGCACCAGGACUUAGAACCAUUGUCCUGGUGAAAUGAGGAUAACCAUCCCAGUGUUUGCCACGUGCCAAGCACACGCCCUGGAUGAUAAUCCUCAGAAAGGGGUUAACCCAGAUCAAACACAAUAUAAUCCAGGAUUUAGUUUGGGCUGCCCAGAAAACAUUUUCUUUCCAGUGAAAAAUACAAAUCUGGGCUUUAAGUGGAAUGUUGAACAAAGCUUAAGGCUUGUAGUUUUAGAUGUAUGAUGUUACAGGUUGGAGCAGAGAAGACUUCUCAGCUCUUUUACUGCAGUGAUAUCGCUGCAUUCCUCCCUUGGCUCCUGUUUUAUAACCGGAACGCUGUCAUGAGUUAUGGUUAUACUUUAUGAACUCAUGACUCAGCUUCCAGCUAAUGUUUUGACUCAUGUUUUACCGCUUUAAUCAGAUAUUUGACUCUCCCAGCCUACAUGGGAUCUGACGUAAGAAACACACAUCACAGCUCUGGAGUGUCUGAUGUCUGAUCGGUACAGUAACCACCAACGUGUCGUACAUGUGUACCAGCUGCAUCACACUUGAGCUCUGACUGGUGAUAAAAAUCAGUCAACCUUUUAGAUAAACACAUUUUCUAACUUUUCCCUCAUGAGUGUAAAAAUCUUUGGUCUUUUUAUUCUGCUGAGUAACUUCCUGCCUUCUCCUUUCUAAUAUUUAGGUAAAAAACAGACAAAAUCCUGUGCGGUGGAGUGACCGAACGGAAAGUUUCGAUGGCUUCAGUCGCCUUGAUGAUGAAAGCAAAUAUGGCAUUUCGUCAAUGUAGUGAACAUAAUUACUUCCUGACGUUUUCUGGUCUCAGCAGCAGCAUGUGUUGAGACUAUACAGUGAGGUGAAAUCUUUGAGCCCUCCUCGCCUCUUUAAGGCAAAGUGGAACACAUGUAAACUUCUCAGAUCACACACUCGCACACAGACAUAAAAAGCUUCUGCAGCUGCUUUUGGUGCUUUCUGGAAUUUCCAGGUCGGCCCUGUUGGCCAGAGAUCUUACUUCCUAACUGGCUGUGUGUGUGUGUGUAAAGCAGAGAGAGUGUGUAUAUGUGUGUGUGGGAGGGGAGAGGGGUGAGGGGGGCUUGUUUUUGGGGGCUGGAGGACGGUCGCGGUGCUCUGAAGGAGUGUUCUCCCAGCGUGGGAAAGACGCUCGUCGUUUCUCUGCCUCUCAGGGAUAAAGUAGGCCAAAGACUGGCUACACAGAGAGACCAACUUUUCUACAAAUUUCUCUGCUCAAGUUUUUCCCCCACUGGAGCAGGAACGAGAGGCUUUUUAAGAGCGAAUCAGCCGGGCUGGUGGGAGUUCUUGAGCUCUGUGAGGAGAUGGACAGCAGCUGAGGAGAUUUUUCUCCCAGCCGGGCUGAACAGCAGACACGGGUAGGGAAGAAAUGUAUCACUCCGGCAGUGAGGAGUCAGAUCUGGUAAGUUUGAGUAAACAUGCAUUCUGCCUCUCACAAAGUCUUCUUUCACACUCCUCUGAGCCAAACACGGCAACAACCCUCACUGUUCUUCUUCUCCACUCUCUGAACAAAGAGGAAGGACUCAGACUGCAGGAGAAUGGAGGUUAUUAGUGCAGGGUUUAAAAGGGGCGUAAUCACACACUUCCUAUUUUUCUCCCCUGUAGCUUUUCCUGAAAGUUUGUGACAAUCUCCUGGACUGUGUUGCACGAAAGAAGAAGCUGGUGAAGCAUCUUUUUACGAGUGUUCGAGCGUGGUUGAUGCCAGAGCUAGCUUAGAGUGAGGAGCUGAGAGAGCAGAGAGAAGAAUGAAGAAGUGAGCAGCCGGGGGAAGCUUUUUGCUUCAUGUACAGAGACCGGCAGAGAACAUUAACUUGGCUGUGAUUUAGAGCAAAAGUUUGUCUGUUUGCCAAAUGACCUAGUUUUUACAGACUGUUUUAAAAUGUCGCUUCAGGGCUGAAUUGAAGUGAGCGUCAGGAGUGUAAAUCAUGUCUGUGUGAGUUUAAAGAUACUAUAUCAAACAUUUCCCAAUAUUUCCAUGUAAUAGUAAUUAGACAGUCACAAAGCUUCAAAUGUUUGUUAGAAAGCCCAUGAAAAAAAAUUUAUCUAAAAGUUGUUCAAACCUGCAGACAUUUGUUGCGAGACACAAGUGGAAGCACAUUAGGGGUGGGAAUCACUAGUGGCCCCACGAUACAAUACGAUAUCAUUGCGAUAUAUAUAUAACAUUAAUAUAUAACAGCAGUACAUAUUAACAAUUAAUUUGAAAAAUCGAUACUCGGUAAAUGAGAUGAUACGAUAUAUCACCAGACAAAAUAUCGCGAUACUGUGAUGUAUUGAUUUUUUCUCCCACCUCUAGAGCACAUGUGUAUGAGGCUAAUUUGAAAGCAAAAUUAUGCAUUAGGUAUAUUUGGAAUAUUUUAUGACUUGUAAUGAUGCAGCACUGGGGAUUAUAUCAGGUGCUGGGGUCUGAAUAUGUCACAUUGAUAUGUGAUCCAGAAUUGAUGCCAGAUACGAUCAGGAAAAUUGGUCAAGAAAAUGGAAUCUGGUGCUCUGCCUCUUUACCUGAAAGUAUUGUAAAAUUUAAAAUUUAAAGCGUUGCAAUGUUGUCUAUCAUUCUUCUUAAUGUAGAUAUGUGAAGAACUAUCUGAUUAACAUGUCUCUGAGGCCGAUUUAUUUUGGUCUAAGAAAACUAAUUCCUCACAAACACAAAGAAGCAGCUGCUUGAUUAUACAGUCUGUUCAGAACACAGUGUAAGGACCUGCUGUUUAUGUAACUUCUAUCACACUCAUACUCUUUAAAUAUAAAGAAAAUACACAACCUUUAGGUCAAGCUGUGUAUUUGCAGUUCUACAUAAAAAACAUUUGCCCUUUUGGUUACCAUAAGAAAAUUAUUAGCUGUCUUUGACACUUUGCAAGUUUCCUUUUACCAGACGCUUUUAAAUUACGCAAUCUGCAUUAUCUUUACAAGCAGCUGUAAUAUGUAGAGUGAGAUUUUCUACCAAAAAAUGAUGCAAGCAAAAGGAAAAGACCUUCAGUAAUUGAGCUGAAGGGAGUGAGGUCAGCUAACUGAGACAUUUUUAUCCAUUUUUGUUUCUUUUUAAUGACUUUAUUGAGCCAGCAUUGUUUGCACUUUGGUAAUAAAAGGCAAUAAAAGAGAUAUCUGGUUGUGAGUGCUCAGGAUUUCAACAUUUCUUUCCAUAGUAUUAAAAAAGAUGCUAAAAUUAUUAGAUUUUUACCCAAACUGUAUCAGAGAUUCAAAUUCUGGCAUCAUGACAAUCUGAGUUCCCUCGAGAGAUUUUUGUUUUAUAUCUCUGAUGUUUGGGAAACCCCUGUGUGGCCACAAAAUCCAUAUCACAUAAAUCACAAAUUUAGCCAGGAAUUGGUCCAGGGUGGGUAAUUUAUCUCUGUUAGAAAUAGAUAAAUGAAGCUGAAAUCAUUUUACUCCAGCACAUUGGUGUGUUUUGCUCCACUGAAGACGCUUAGCAGCCUCUUUUGCUCUCUUAGCCUGUUCUCAUCAAUCAGCCCGCUUCAUACACCAGGAAACUGCUAGAAUAUUGAUGACGCAAGCAUGAAAUAGCAGCACAGAGCAGCCCCCCGGCCUCUCUCACUGUAUCCCCUUGAUCUGCCAUCAUCCUAUUAUGGUGCUGUGUGUCCACCGAGGGACCAGAGAGCGAAGGAGCUGCUAGAUCAAGUAGAUCUCACUGUGAGGGGGAUUCUCUGUUAAUAAGAGUGAUGUCUCUCAGGGGACUGCUCCUGCUGUAUGCAGGUAAGACACACCAGAGGGGAAGGAUUAGCACAUCAUUUACAGUUUUAGGGUCACCCUGUGUUUGUCUUACCAUAAUGGGGCAGGGAAUUAAAAAGUGCAAUGAAGCAGCUGCAUGUUUAAUUCCAAAUCAACACAAAAUAUUGCUUGAGAGAGUUUAAUUAGAAUCCCAUUUUGAGUAAAAGUUCACCAAAAAUGAUGUACCAAUAUUAAAGUUACUACUUUGAUCCAUCAUUAAAUACCUCAGCAACUUAUCUAGGGCUGGGCGAUAUGGCGUCAAAUCAAUAUCACAAUAUAUUGAGCAGUUCACCUCAAUAACGAUAAAUGGACGAUAACUACUCCACAAGCUGCUCACCCCCUCCAACAUUAACUUAGUCUACUUCAGCCGCUACAACUUUUGAACUGUCUUCCAUCUCCUCCCCUGUCUUUCCCUCUUUGUUAUGGACUGGAUGGGGUGGAGUCACAUCUCCGACGUAGAACAGUAUCUUAAAGGGACAUGAGACCAUAGCCUACCUACACAUAUCCCAAACCAACUUUUAUUUAUUUUUUUGACACUGAAUAUACCAAUAUGGGCAAAAUGACGUUGGUUAUUGUCAUAGAUUUCGGUAUCUGUAAAUUUUCAGUUUAUCGUCCAGCCCUAAACUUUCCCAACAUUUCAAUGAAAUAUAGCUGAAAGAUAAAUACUUCCAGGAUGAGAAAUGCUGCUGAGUUUGGUGAGUUCCUGGCUUAUUUAGCACCACCAAAAAAAAACUAUUUAAUAUCCACUGUGAUAAGAAGAUAAAAAAAGAGUUAGUUAAACGUUUGAUAUAAAAGAAUCUGCAGGAAGAGUAUAUUUGAUUCCUCCAGUAUUUUAUCUGUCACCAAAUAACAAUUGGUUGUAUGUUGGAUGGUGUAAACACUGUUGGUUUUACAGCUCUGAAUCUUUAACGUUUUCAAUACGAUAGCUUCCAAACUCAACUCGCCGUGGGAGUUGAUUUCUGGGUUUUUUGCUAGUGACUGGGCACUGGAGGAUCACGUGACAGCAGCCAGUGAUUCCAUCACCUCAAUUGGGAUGAUGCACUUAUCUAAUGCACUGGCACUGGGAAUGCUGGGUAAACACUUUUUUCAUAGGCCUGUCAGUGUCACCUUGACGGUCAUGCAUCCCACCCCCCAUACUACAGCAGUGGGAUCAUUACUCCUCCCCCUCUUCAGUACACUUUAUUAUCCUGUCACAGACAGACAGCGUCUAUUUCUCUUUCACUUUCUUGCUCACUCGGUUUUCAUGCCUCUGCCCUGACUUGUGUAUCAGUAACCAUCCCUCGUAGCGGUCUUUGCUGUCAUGUCUUCUCUCAUUGUCUCCCUAUGACAGAGGAGUUGCCGGUUGUACACCGACGAUUUGAUUGACUUUGUGUUGCUCUGAGUGAAGUGGCAGUGAUAGACAGAUGGCUUGAAAAAGAGGCUUUGGUUCUGGCCAAGAAUGAGUCAGUCUGAGCUCAACACUCACUCAGCCUAUUGUCAGCCCGCUGCAGUCAGCUACAGUCCAUCAGCCAGAACCAAACAUGUCCUGGCACAAGCAGAAUCUUCAGUCCUCAAUCAGGAUGCAUAAUGUGAGGUAAACUGCGCAGAUCGACUACACCACCCUCGUUAAAUUUACCUCAGACACUUGACUGAACUUUUGCUCUUUUUGAUAGCAGGUCUACAUUUCGUGCAAAAUUCUUUUUGUUUUAUAGUUCAGAAUAGAGUGAGCAAACUUUGCAUAUUGCACAACCAGAUCUCUCUGUUUUAAACUUAUUGUAAAUCAUAGCCUAUACUUGUUUUUAUCAUGAGAAAUCUUUCCUUUUCCAUAUUCAAGUUCUAGCAUUAAAGUCCCACUCUGAUCAUAUUUUUUUUUACUACUUAAAGUUUUAUCAGUGGUCUAUAAAUUGUGAUUAUAAAGUUUUAAGCCAAAAUCGAAUUACUUGUGUCAUUUUCAAGCAAUUUUCAGCAGCGCUCCAGUAGAUCAUUAGCAAUUCACCUCCGAGUCAUGAGCGGAGACAGCGCUGCUCUGCACAUUCCUCUUUAUGUUAGCUUGUAGCCUAACAUUGCCUGUACAGCAGAAGAGACAGGUAACAUAGGAGCUAUUCAGCUCUCAGACACCAAUGUCUUCGGGGAUAUGAUGAAAGCUAAUAUCAUAAUUAACUUUCUUACGAGCAUUGCAAUCCGCUAACGCACACGCUUGUUCUGUAAUCAUCCCCUAUUUCUCCAAGUGUGGCCUGCAUAGCAGGGCUCCGGGGGCGGAGCUUGGAGUUGUGAUGUAGGAAAUCUCACUGUAUCUGAACCUGCCGUUUGGGUCUGCCAGAGAUUCACAGCAAUUUGAAUACAGAAAUACUCAGAAAUGCAAUUCCUCACUUAGUUUUCUCAUGAUGUAGCAUCAGAAAAAUGCCAUAUGAUCAUGUAAAAAACAAGAAAAACACAUGAUUUUCAUUAAAGUGGGUCUUUAAGAAGUUGCAUGAGUAACAGUCACCAAAAAAGCUGGGAUUUUUUUACAGCACAUUUGAUGAAGUUAUUGACUCUUCUAUUUUCUGCCAUCUCUAAAAAUAGUUGUCUGUGCAGUACGUCAUAGGAACAGGCAGGAUAUUGGUCAUAAAGUGCAUAGGUCCAUGUGGUUUCAAGUGCCAGGGAUAGAAAAUGCUGGUGAUGCACCCAACUGACCAUAAAGAUAAGAAGGUUAGAGUCAUUUGUUAUCCUGAAGAAGAUGAGAGUGGCAGAGUGAAAGGUCAGCACAGGACUGAAGUACAGAAAAAAACGGUGAGAGAGAAAGUGAAAAUUUAAGAAACAGGUGUUACAGAAUAUUCUCAACUGUGCAGAGGGAGAGUUGACGCAAAUGACAGCAAAGAGAAAGAGUCUUACUACGUCAAGGAAUUGAGGGAAAGACGGUAAGACUUGGCAAAGACUCCUCUACCGUCAGAGCGCUUCAUGGUUCACAUGCACUGAUCUCUUUGCAUGAGUGCUGCUCUAUUUUUACAGCGGAGACAUACGGAGAAUACAUCCUAUAGCUGCUAAAAAUGAAAAUAGCAGACUCUGAUGUCGAUGCAUCAUCCACUUUAAGUGAUUCUGUCAGAUGCAGUAGGCAGCAGUGGUUGACUCACAGCCCCCAGUUUCAAUGUGGUAAUAGCCACAGUGAUUUGUGAUGUUGUAAUGUAAUGAUCGCCAUGCCACUGCUGUGUGUAGAGGUCACUGGUGGUCUCACAGCAAUGACCCCUGUCCAAAUGAAUCAAUGAGAUCAGUAUAGGGACCACAGCACCAUUGCCCUUUCAAUUUCCUCUGUUCAUCUCUCUGUCUGUGGACACAGCAGGAAGACAGCCAGCUCAGACACACAGUUCUGUUUGCCUGCUCUGCUUACAAAAGGUUGCCAGUGCAGAUUUGGAGUCCCUGUUUCCAUGGCAUUGAUUGGACAGUUAAAGAGGACACAGUUUUAGUCCAGAACUGAUAUCAGAACCAGGCCAUGAAAGCAAAAAGGGAAACAAUCAGAGCAGAAGGUGCACCAGCCCAGAGUGACAACCCAUUAAAGAUCGGUGUGAAAAUGUUUGACACAAAGGAUGACCUUUUGAAGUCAUUUUAUGGGUAUUAAGAGUUACUUAUCCUGUUCCUGUGCUUAAGUUAUUCCAUCCAUAUAUGGGGAAUUUUUGGCAGCCACUGUGGACAAAUUGGCACAUCUUACCUCUUUGCUGUUAUUGUCCUGUAGCUAAUGCAUAACUAAGAAAACCUCAUGCUUCCUCUUUUUAGCUUUCUGUCUUUGCAUGUAAACAAAGGCUAUAUCACUUCGUCUGAGACCGCCCAAACAGCAGCAGUGACAAGCAUUGAAUAAAUAAUGCAGACAUGGUUGAUCCUCCUUGGCUUGUUUGCUUUUGCUGGUCACACAGAGACACUUGUAAAAAAAACUACAACCUGUCCAAAACCAGCCAAAUAUCCUCAUCAGAUCAUUUUAGUUGCAUUAAAUUUCCAUUACUGUCAUUUCUAAACACAGAGUCUUGGACUUGGAGGUGCGCCUUUAGCCUUUUGCAAACAUAGUGACUCUGCUGUACAGCUUCAAGGGGGUUUCUUGGCUCUUGGAGGAGGAGUUGCAAUUUUCUGAAUGUCUGCUUUGGCUCCAUAUAUAACCUGCAGAUGAUCUUUUUACAAGGUCCCCUCAUGUUGAAAAUGCACCAAUGUUGUAAACGUCAUUUUUCUAGAUAUAAAUUAAUUAUUUAGCUUAUCUUACUGCAGCAGUAGCAACGGCAGCUGUGAUGUCUGCAUUUUUUUCCUUACAUGUGGUUUCUGCUGCAAAAGUCUUCUGAUUAAAAGGAGAGGUGCUGAGAAUUUCAGCAGCGACAUUGAACUCAGUUCAUUCUGCACAGAUAAAACAAAAGUAAUUGAUUGAUUGAAGGUUAUUUUGAGCGUAUAUGAAAAAUAAUAAUAAAAAUGUAAAGAAUACAACAACAAAUGACAAAAAGUUAUUCAAGUUCAAAAUGGAGUGGGAAGAAGUCGAGACUUAUCUCGUCCCACCCCUUUUCCUACGCUAAUGGUUUAAAUAUAUAUCAUAAUAUUAUAUAAUAAUUUUAAUCAUCAUAGUAAUAAUAGCAAUAAAAUAAUAACCACAGUGAAAAUAACAAAACAACAACAACAACAAAACAGUGAUAAUAAUAAUAAUUGUUACUAUGAUUGUACGUCCCUGUAUCCCAUGAAAACAUACUCUUUAUAUCCGCAUAUUCUUUAUCUUUAGCUAGCUACUAUUCGUGGCAGCUCAGCUCCCAGCCUCCUCCUGAGGACAUUUAAUAUUAACCAAAGUGUACUAAAGCCAGCUGUAGGUAAAAAAAAUUGCAGUCUAACGUGUUUUGAUAAUCGUCUGAUGACAAAUCUUGACACAGACAGGGUUUCUUGUUUUUGAAUCUCAGUGUGUGCUGGUUGAGCUCGAAAAUAUUGUACCUCUCCUCAUGGAUCAAAGCAGUAUCAUGCUGCUGUUAGAUUAUUAUUAGUGGCCCGUGUGUAGGUGACACAACGCUGUCAGUAUGAGUGCAGCAGCAGGUCUAGAGGUCGGUCAAGUCAGGCAGCCGGAGGCUUGUUCUGUCUUGGUGAGUCUUUGUCAGUAUUGCUGGUGGAGUGCGGCUCUUCACAGCUCUGUAAGUCCACGGUCAGAGCAUCUGUGCCCUCUAUUAUCACAUAUGUGACCCUCAUUUCUGUAAGGACAGGCAAAGUCAUGGAUUGGUUUGUUGUUUAAAAGGAUUUUCUUACCUACUGCUCCCAUCCAUCUCUACUCUAAACAUAAUCCACCUCAAGAAAUGGCUUCCUCAAUAAACUAAUUGGUCUUAAUGAGCUACAAUCAUAUUACCCUCCCCCAGCUUUCCUUUCAUGUAAAAGUGUCAUUUUUGUAUGCACGUGGCGUGUUAUAGAGACCCUGAGCAGAUGGAGGCGUGUCAUUGAUUGGUUAUGAUAAGCUUCACUGAUUAGCAUGUCAUCCUUUGAUCUACAGUUAGAGCUCCUCAGGGAGUCACUGUCGGCCGUAAACCAGCGAGCCCGCUUCGACCGCUGCUCCCAUGAGCAGACCCCCCUGACUUCUCUGACCCCACACAACCUCAUGACAGGUCAGACGGAGGAGCAUCGUGCGUCAUCAGCGCACAGUAAAGAAAGAUGGGGACAUCUUAAAUUAUACUUCUGCAGGGAUUUACUUCGGUUAUUCCUUUACGAGGACGGGAAAUUUUUAAUUAACGCCGUAAUUAUUCUCAUUUGUCCUGCGUGGCUUUGUGAUGCUUCGCUCACUUGUAAUGAAAUGAAGCUGAUCUGAAGGGAGAGGAUUUAGAGCAGCUUUCACCUCAGAGUCCCAAACGGUGACGCCAGAAUGACAAAGACAUAAUUUUUUAAAAUAGCUACAGGAACAUUUUACCAGCUAUCAAUUUAAAAUAGAGUGAAAAAUGCUGUUUUUUUUUAGUUUAACUCACUGUUCUUGCUUUUAAAGUAGCACAUGGAAAGAAAAGUGUAAAUUAUUUAUCUUCUUUUCUUUUCUACACUAAAUAAGCUGCCAGUCUCCUGAGAAGAUGGGAGGUGUCUUUUUUUAAAUCGCUAUAAACGGCUCAUAACAGGACGAAUCUAAAAAGAGCAAAACAGCAUGCUCGGUCCACUCAUCAACAGUAUCCAUAACACAUGCGCUGCCCAGUGCUGAUCACUGCAGAGCAGAUGGACAGACUGUGAGGGGUAACUGACGAGGAGAAAAAAAGAGGGGAGUGACAGGAGAAAGAGAAGGAGGGGUGGAUGGGUGGGUGGGUAGAGACAGAGACGGAGAGGCAGAAUCUGUGAAGGAGUCUGCAGGACAAACGCUCACAGGCUGAGACACAGAGAGUGAGAGGAGAGCGAGCGCAGCACCUGAACGGAGCAGCUUCAUUAGCAUCACGAGGAGAGACGCUCACCAGCAGCCGGAGAGGGACUCAUGUAGAUAAAACUGCUGUAUUCUGGAGCUUUUGGAGCAGCACGGAGGAGGAGGAGGAGGAAGAGACACGGUGAAGGAGCUUGAAUGAAGAGCAUCACUGCCACUUGACUCAGUCUGAGAGUCAGCCUCAGUCUCAGCACCUGCAGGUCUGAGCACUCCGGCUACCAAGGAGACUGGAGCAGAGUGGGAGAGAGCUGCUGAGAUUAUGCGCGGGGCACAGAGCUCCUGUGGAUUCCCCGUCUUCGGCAUCGCCAGCAGCAGUAGCAGCAGGAGGAGCAGGAGGAGCUGUGGCUCUACAGAUAGCAGCAGAGCUAGCUGGAGCUGCAGCAAAACAAGGAGCGCUCACUCCAACGCUUUUUAUCCACCUCAAAAUGAAUGUAGCACUCACAGCAGACAAGGUGUAACAGCAACCAGCAGCGAAUGUUGCCACCGUGUUGAUUGUACCUGUAGCCGGAGCAGCGCUGGCGGAGAGGUGAUCACAGCGGUGCAGUCAGGUGGAGUUGUAGCAGCAGCAGUGGGGGGCAGUGGCUCAGGACACUGAAUGACCAGUGUGGCUGAUGAAGGCCACCUGGAUCCGCUUGCUGAAACGAGCCAAAGGAGGUCGCAUCAAGAGCUCCGAUGCCUGUGUAAGCACGCUUUGAGUUUGUUUACAACGCCGAGAGAUUCUUGUGUUUGCUCCUGUGCAUGUUGUGGAGUAAGUUUGUGUGUCUCUGGUUCAUCCAUCAGUCCUGAGUGUUGGGGUCAGUGUGGCACAGUUAUACAUUGUCUGUGGAUGAUGGGAAGCGAGGUGUUGUUAUCAGUUACGGCUGUCAGAUUCUGGGCAGAGCUCCACGUCACCUCCCUCUAACCCGCUGGGAAACUUAUCAUGAUCAUAACCCCGUCAUUAAGCAUCACCUGACAUUAUUGUAUCACCCAAGGCCAGGUGUGUUUACCUGCGCUUCACAAGGCCACCUAGAACUUCAACUUAAACGAGCAACAGUAAGACGCAUAAGAUCAUUACUGCGAUGACAGGAAAAGCAGCCAUGGGGAGGUAAUGAGCGGGCUUUCAGGUGAUGAGUUAUUCAUAUCAGGUACAAAAGAGGAACAAUGGCAGACACAAAGCAAUGGAUCAUGUAUGAUGGAGCUCCUUAAUGUGAAUAACCUUGUCUUGUGUCCAAGCGUGUCGUCCCUUUACAAAAGUGAGGUAGUGUUAAUGGAGAAAUUGGAGAUCCUGCUUUGUAUGUAUGUGAUGUGUGUAAUUCUGAUCAGGCACCGAGUGAGAGAGGCUAUUUUUAACUCAGACAGCUCCGAGUAUAAUGGUGCAGUGGGAUGAAUGAAAGACCUUGUGUGGGUGGUGUAGUAGCGUGCAGGUGAGGAUAAGGCUCACUUCAAGCCCCCUUUUUGUUAAGUGCGUGAUUGAUUCUUACCUGAAAGUGAUAGGUGGGGCUGGAGGAAUAUUACAUGGCAUAUGUGCUAAUCUCUCACUUAUUCUAUCACCCACGAAUGAAACUGGAAUCUCAUAUUUGAGUAAACUGGAGCUGUCAACGCUUCUCUUCAAAGCCUAAAAACAUGAUGCUUCAUAUUUUUCUCUGCCAAAAUCAGUUUUUACUGUUUUAUUCAAAUGGAUGCAAAUCAUUUCAAUUGUAGAUGUGAUACUGUCCAUAAAUUUUUAUUGCACAUUUAAUUUAUUAACUUCAAAAUGGCCCAAGGAGCUCAAAUUUGUUCUUUUAGCUGAUGUCAGUUGUCCUACAAAAGCUUGGUAAAAGACUCUGACCAACAGACAUGUUUCCCUUUUUUCUGUUGCCAACCUGUGCCAACAUUAUAUUUUCAAUAUUCAGCAGCAACUUCCAGUAUUGAAAAAUGAAGCAAUGCUGGAUGUUUGAAUAACUUCAGUUCCUCGGGUCACAUGAGGCUGUGUCCAAAAGACAAAUAAACCUCUUUACCAUAGACUAUUGAUUGUCUAAAAUGAGGAUAGGUCUGAGCAGCAUUAUCAAUUAGUUAAUGAAGCAGACUAACCCAAAUGUCAGAGUUGAGGCAAGCAGUCAGUCAAGUCAACCAUGCCUCUAAUCAUGCAACAUGAAACACUGAGUUUAAAAAAAAAACCUCUAUGUACUCACUCCAUGUGUGCCAAUAAAGAAAUAAUAUAUUCAGACAAAAAAAAAAACUUAUUUGAACAAGACUGUGAACAGUUUUACUUUUUGCUCUAAAGUUGGCUUUUUUGAAUGGAUGUGUGUGUGGCUUUCAGGGCUUCAGCAUCCAACCUCAAGUGGACACUCGAGGAAUUGCAGUUUCUUCGCUCUUCUACAUUAACAACAUUUUUCAAGCCUAGAGGCUGUCACUUUAUAUUACUAUGUUCAGAGAUCAGCACAACACACAGUUUAGGUCUCUGUCUUGUGUUCCUUUAUCCACAACAAUUGUGCAAAAGUUAAAAAAAAGUUUGUGUCUUAUAUUAAGGUUCACAAGUAUACAUAAUUAUAUGUAAUUAGAGGCAUGACUGGUUUGUCUGACUGAAGACCACAUUGGAUCAGCUGUUUGUCGGGCAGCUGCUCUUUCAGCCUCUUCGGUUUCUAGAUUAGCCUCAAGAUAUUUAAAGUCAGCAUCUUCAAUGUGGCAGAUGCCAAUUUUGGGCUUUAUAACUCGUAAUCAGAAACCAGUGGGUGACAUCACUGAGAUUACAUCCAUGUUUUAGUCUCUGGAUCAUUUGCAGGGAAAGUUUCAACACUGAAACGCACUGUAAUGAAUUGAUCAUAAACAAGAAUGCUUUUAUUGAUUUCACUUAUUAACACUUACAUAGGAUGGUGCAGUGUGUCCUCUGCCAAAAGAGAUAAAAAGAGACAGCCUUGAUGAUACAGAUCUUAAUAUUUUUUUAAUUCAAACAGCUUCGUCCUCAGUGGCGACUUGAUUUCAGAUGGACCAUUUUGCUCAUUUUUAAGCCCCCUGAGGGAAAUUGGCAUUUCAGCAAAGCUACACGUGUAAUCAACAGGCAAACAAACCUAUCUCUGCUAACUAGAAUAAAAUGCACUUUUGGCUUGUUGAUCUUUAAAGGUGUUGAAAAAUCACAUUUUUGUUGUGACAUUAAAGUCAUUUAAAAUUGAAGAUUGAUGAAAAGGCAAAGAGAUCAUACUCCUCUGCCACGAUACUUCCUCCUCUAUCCUCUUAUUUAAGUAGACGUCCAAAAGGCAAUUUCAGGUCAAACUUCUAUAAUGAUUUUUUUAUUAUAAAGACAUAAAAUGAGGACAUCACAUGCUUUCUAUCAGUUCAGCUUGAAAACACCAAACUCUUUCUCAGUCUUUUCAUGCUCUCAUGUUCUGCCACCUCCAAGUGAAAAACUCAUUAUCGCCUGUUUUGCAGAAGCAUUUAAGUUUAACAUGACUGCUUUAGCAAUUACAUUAAGAAGUAAACAGUGCAUAUUGUUAUUGAGAAUGUGAGUCUGCUUGUUCGUGAGUUAAUCAUUUGCAGAAACACCUCAUAGAUCCAUACUGUGACCUGGAUUUCUUCACAUCGCCCUCAGUGUUUGUCACAGAAGAAUAACAACAGAUCUGCAGACGAGCAGCUGACAGAGAGCUAAGGAUAGGAGAUCAGCUGCUGUUGAUGUGUUUUUAUUGAGAACUGUUUGUGUCUCUUGGCAUCCUUUCUCAGAUAGAGAGGAAGCGUCCAUAAUUUGCUUCAGAUUCAGUGGGCUCUUGUGAUUUGCUCAAGAUGUCUCAGCGACUGAAGGAUUACCUUUUUUUAUUGAAUACAGCCUCUGUGUUCAUUAUUUCAUGAAAUCAACUGAGAGUCCUUUCAUGAUCAGAGCUUAACACUUCAGUCCGUGUGGGCGUGUUUGUACAUUUGUAAGUUGCACAUCAGAUGCUCGUCUUCAAAGUUGAACAUUUUCUUUGAAGACGAGGGCAGCACAAAACAAAUUAAGCCCACAAGAUGCUGUGAGGCCCGACUCUCCUCAGACACCUGUCACUGUUGAGCCGGUCGAGCAGAUGGAAGGAGAUGAGUGUUGGUGUUUGCAUGUGGCUCAAAUGUUUGUGUUUCUCUGCAGGGUUCGGCCGACUCCUACACCAGCCGUCCAUCAGACUCCGAUGUGUCCCUGGAGGAGGAUAAGGAGGCAGUGCGCAGAGAGGCCGAGAGACAGGCUCAGGCACAGCUCGACAAGGCCAAGGUUAGUACCCAAAACCCAGAAGCAACUGGGUCUCCAUAGGUCACAGCAGCCGGUUCUUACCUACUGACAAAUACCCUCUUCAGGCGCCAGCGUGAUGUGUUGAGUUUAUCUCGAAAAUGGGUCAGAGAGAGGAACAUAAGAGGAGAAAGAGGAGACGAUGGACUGUGUGAUUUAAGUGCUCUUGGUUCAUUUGUUCAGUGAGAACAUUUAUGGGGACAUUGAUGGUUGGAAAUGGGGACUUUUAGUGUUACAAGGAAAAGAUCUUAAGGCGAGGGUCUGAAAGUGUGAAACUCACACAGUGUGCCUCUCAUUCUAGACUGUUCUUUGGCAGAGGUACUUUCAAAUGUAGUGUUUUUUUUGUGAUAUUAGAGGUGAAAUACUGCUUUGUUUUGUCCACCUGUCUCCUCCUGGUUGCUUUUUUUGCACGUCAUGCUCAGCGGAGAAAGUAAGGACACAAGAUAUCUCACACAUCUGCAAUUCAACUCCAGGAAGCAAUGUCUAAUCUGCACACCUGUGGUGAAGUUACUAACUAAUGGAGACAAAUCUGGUCAUUGAUUUUUGUUAAUAAUGUUGACAAAUUGCUGCACCUGAAAGCCAGAGUAAUGAUGUAACAUCACCUUGUGAGACAGUUGGAUCUUGAUAUACUUGAGAGACAGUUUAAAGUGGUGAAAUGAAUAAAAAUCCUCCUUUUAAAAGGACUUCAUCUGCUUUUGACCUCUUGUUAGAUACCAUUGGAUCUCUUGCUCCUUAUGCUGAAUUAAAGCGUACAAACAUUCAGCGCUCCUAAAGGUCUUAUAGCACUAAUGCUUUUGAUCAAGCGUAAAAACUUCCACAAAGUUUUGCCCUUUAUGACUGAGAUGAGCUGCAAGCAUCUCCACCCUGCUGCUCCUCCUGAGAGCACAAAAUUUUAUCCACAUAUAGUAUGAUGAUAGGGUUGGGCAAUAAACAGAAAAUGUACAGAUACUGAAUGACAAUAACCGACGUCAUUUUGCCCAUAUCGGUAUAUUCGGUGUCAAAAAAAUAAAUAAAUAAAAGUUGGUUUUGGAUGAGUGUAGGUAGGCUAUGGUCUCAUGUCCCUUUAAGACGCUGCCCUACGUCAGAGACUCCAUCCCAUCCAGUCUGUAACAAAGAGGGAAAAGACAAGUGAGAAGAUGGAGGACGGUUCGUUAUCGUCCAUUUAUCGUUAUUGAGGUGAACUGCUCAAUAUAUCUUGAUAUUGAUUUGAAGCCUUAUCGCCCAGCCGUAUGAUGAGCUUUACCUGCUUAUUGUGAUGUCAGUUCUUGACAAAUGUGAUGCUGAUUUCUGUUUGAGUGUGCAUAACAGUGCAGCUCAGAUGUGCAGGGGUUAAGCCACUUACAGCCCUGUCUUAUCAAAUUAUCUGAUCAUCUUAUCAAUAGCAAUAUCAAAGCAGCAUUGACAGAUAAGUCACUUCCAGAUUAUCAAAAAGUAGAACUGUUGUCAUGAUCACUUGAGACUUUGUUCAUGACUAUGCCAAUAAAUUCUCAGGCAGAAUUACCACACAGUCUCAACAGAUGGUAAAAAAUUCUCUCUGCAUGCAGAUGUUAGCGCCAUUGAUGGGGAAUCAGGUGUUUUUUGCAUGGCACCUAUUUGCACAGGGAGAGAUCAAUAGAAGCAUCGCAAAAGUGUUAAGAUACUGCUAUGAAAGUAUUUUUAGACUAAUAAGUGACAAAUUGAUAAAUAUAUCUUGUUAGACCUCACUGUAAGCAGUCACUUGUUUUUGCUAAAAAGAAGUCCGCUUAAUAACACUUAAUUUUUUUUGUUUGCCUGGGACUCUCUCAGAUCAAAUUUUAAUAAAGAUGAGCAAUUAGUUUGGAUAAGUGGGUCAGGCGUUUUGUUUUGAUGGUUAAAAUUAAAGCCAAAAGAAUGAAUGAUGCCAGUGAGGGUCUCCGCAAGAAUAGAAAUGUGUUUGCACAGACGAAAUCUGGUUUAUUAUGCUUGGGUUGGUGAUGCCACACAAUCAUUCAGAUGGUAAUAUAAAUCUUACACUGGUUAGUUUGUUAUUGGAAAAUGGAAAGCUGUGUCUGCUUCCUUUUUGGUCAUUUUGGAGGCUGACAUGUUUCCUCCCCCUUUUCAUUGUGAUAGGGUCAUUAUCGCUAUUUCUCAAUCCAGUAUAGAGGAUUUCAGGUCGAGAUAAAGAGAUAAAUUAUCCUGAGGUCUCAUCAUUUCCCAGAGUAGUCGGGUCAAAGCUUCAGAAUUAAUCAGUAUAAUGUCUCAUCUCUGACUUCCUUUGAAUGUCUUGCCAACUCUGUGAUGGAUGAAUGAUAGUUAAAUAAAAUCAAAUGAGGUUUUAUUCAUUUGGGCGUAAGAUGAGUGGACUUUGCUGCAGUACUGACCAGGUGACUUUAAAAGAAUCAGAUCUGGACUCUGCUGGUUUCUAUGAUGAAAAAAAAGUCCUGUCAGGAACCUCUGAUGUAGGGGGGGUUAGGGGCCUCAGAGGGCUCAGUGCUUCUGUUUAUCAGAGCCAAGCUUCCCCCUGCUGUGCUCUGCUCAGGGCCACAAUUAGCAGCAUAUAAACAAACACACACGGACAGCAGAGCAGGCUUUCCUUUACAGGACAGGCUUUGCAACCAGACCUGGUUUCCACAGAAUCACUUGAAUCCCUGGCACGUUAAGAUUUAUGCCUUAUACCUUUGAAAUCAUUUGUGUAUCUUCUGUGCACAAUCAGUUAUUUCCCAGCUUUGAACUCAAAUAUUUAUUUGUCUCUGAAAAGUUUCUUUAUCAUCUGUCUGUCACUGGGUGUUUAGUGUCUGUAACAGCUAGCGUUCAUUAGCUGGGAGCACGAAGCUUUUGGCGUUUCCAGCAGACAUUUUCCUCCCGUGCUGUGACUUGAAGUUGCUCCUAGAUGGCGUUGACAGAUCAUCCCGGCAGAUCUAUGUUGUUGUUUUCCAGAGCCAUCCUCUCUUGCUCGCUAAUUAAAAAGAUAAGUUGGCUUUAGAGAUAACCUGGCAUGGAUCACCCCGUUUUCAUUUUACAUGACAAAUUACCAGUAAAAAUAGCUCCUCAGCGUUCUGGCCACCAGAGACAGAGCGAGUCGGGGGAAGCACAGACUCUGACUGUGAGUGUUUAAGAACAGUUAUUCACAAUGAUUUCCCGAAUAUAGACAAAACAAAGACGAGUUGUGUAGCAGUGUCAUUUGCAGUUUUGUGACAAUGCAUGUUCUGCUUUUGUAAAGUGUUGGCUCUAGCAGUUGCAAAGGUUCUUUGUGUUAUUGCAAAAUUUUGGUUUAAGUCUUGUUUAGUCCAGUUGAACCAGACCCUUGAGCGUUUACCUCCUUGGUGCGGUUUGUUUUGGUUGGUGUGAACGCUGGCCUCAAAAUCUGGUGCAGACCAGUCAACCGUUCUCAGGUCAGCCUAGUAGGGUUGGUCUUGGACUGCCAUCAGGUGAACUCUAGAGUUGUUAAUUUCUGGUGUGAACCCUAUCUGCACCAAUCACAGCAAGCGCACCUUGAAAAAAUAUCAAGACAGGCUUUUGUUAUACUUCUGUGAUACGACCGUCCAAUUGCAGAGCGUCUCCUGCGACGUGCGUGUAAAUACGAUAUUUAAUUGAAGUCUUCCCAGCCGUUCAUAUGCGCAGUCCGUGAAAGUCUGCCGAUAUGCGGUCCAGAUCAGCACCAUCAUAAAAAUGAGCAGACGAUGCUCCGUGACGUACAGUAGAAAUUGCGAGGUAUUUGUCGUCUACUCGCCUGAACUGUAUAAGCAAUCACCGAACAGCUUUUGCUGCCACGUGACAAUUGUUGGACCGUUUGAGUUUGGCCUUUCUGAACGCGAACUGGACCAGUUGAAAAAUUGCAACGAUGUAUCAUCAAUGUAUGAUUCUUGCUUUGGUUCGUAUCAGAAAACGGACCUUUUAGUGUGGAUACGACCUCAGAGAGCUUACACACAACUUCUAUUGACUUCUUCUGUUUCGGUUUUAUCUUUCAGUCCAAAAUGCAUCCAAAUGUCAGCUCUCAAUGUUGUAAGCAGAGACUUCUUCUAUCCAUCUCUCACUUGGACACCAAUAUUACGCUGCUGUGAUGUUCAAUGUUGUGAUGUUAGGGCAGAGUCUCCAUGGCCUGACCCUUUCUAUUCUUACAACCAUACAUACUCUACACAGUUACACACUCAUUAUGUUUAUUUAAUGGAAACUGAUUGAAGUGGUACCUCUCCUGUCUAAGAUCAGUCUAUUUCUGCCAUUGUUCGUUAGAACACCUGGUUGAUGCCAGUGGCAUUUGGCAGUGAGAAAGGGUUUAUCUCAGCAGAGGCAAUGGAGGGCUCAAUGUGUGAUAAAAACAAAAUUAUCUUCUCUGACUACUCUUGGAGCAAAAGUACGACAGAGUAUUAGGGCCACAUCAAGAAAAGAAAAAUUAGACUCAGAGAUUAAAGUCGUUAGUUUACAAGAAUAAAGUCGUAAUAAAGUAAUUACUUAACAGGAUAAAGUCGUGAUAAAAUCAUAACAAUACUUAUAAUAAUGUGGUGCUGAUGUUUCCUAAAAGAUUAAAUUUCUCCUUGUUUGAGAAACUUAUCUUGAAGUACAUUUUCACAUACCUGCACUGCCAAUAUGUACAUACCUUGCACUUUACUACCUUGCACUUCUGGUUAGAUGCUAAACUGCAUUUUGUUGUUCCUGUACUUGUACUGUGUUCAAUGACAAUAAAAUCUAAUCUAAUCUAAUCCUCCGUCGUACAAAAGCAACCUUAGAUAAUUGUGGAAAUAUCUUCCCUCAUUAAUUAAAAAAGGUUUUGGACACAGGGGGAGGCCAAUUCACUCAACCAAAGACAAUUCAUUUGGAAUCAAUUAACAACAUUCAAGGUGAAACAAAGCGGGAAUCUUGAUUUAUAGCUCUGAGAUUCUGCGUACCCCUCAUGGAGAGGUUGUGGCGUGCUACAUGGCAGGUCUGAAACAGCACUGGCGGGUGUUUACUCAGUCAGUGUAAGUACAGAACAGAGACGACUGGGAGGUUUAAUCUACUGAAAUAUUCAUGGUUGUGUUGAGAAAUUGUGUAGCUCGUCAUGAGGUUUUAAUUGGAUGUUGUUCGUGGCCCUGCCUCCCAGGGUUCCCAGUAACGGAUCGGGCGUCAUUGGCGUGUGUUACCUGUCUUAUCUUCUCCCUUCCAUUAAUCUUACUUUCUGUCCUCUGCUCCUUUGUACUUUGCUGCAUCUCGUCCUCAAUCUUUCCGUCCCUUUUUUUCUCUCCCUGCUCCUCGCCAUGCUUAUUACCAGGUCUCUAACCCCCACCCCCUGUUCUCCCCCCCUUACUGCAGUCGAUAUCACAUCUAUAAUGAAGGCCUGUGUUACGUAAGAACAAAUCAAGCGGUAUAGGCUCAGUCAGAAGAUGUCGAGAUACUAUAUAGCUGUGUUUAAGGCGCUGUUAUGCUCAUUCUAGCUGUCGCCUGUGAUACAAGGUGGCCUAUAGCACAUGUAAAUGUGUUAUUGCCUACAGGUCUGUAAAAUGUCAUUAAGCCUGUAGAGAGCCUCACCUGCCAGGCGACCAUGAUGGAUAAAUAGGAGUAGAGAGCAGCUGAGAAGGAGGAAAGGGAGCAGCGGUCCAUGAGAGAGGCGAGAAAGUGCUCCAUAUGUACACGUACUAAUGGACCCCAUACCUUGAUGCAGGCGUGUGGCUCAAUACAUGCAAACACCAAGGACGCUCUGCCCUCUGCGAGUUCUCGCCCAGCACACAUGGGAUUUCAACAUAGAUGUCACACACACACAUGCACACACACCCUCCUCACUCUAUAUGGAGUAUUUACAGUCUUGUCCUCAUGAGGAAAAACGAUUCCAGGAGGAUUUUACUAAUGUAUUAUUUCCAUAAUCCCUCAUAUUCCAUCAUAUUUACUUCACACCUGUUGUAUUUUUAAUAAGAGUGGACCGUUGAAGCCACUCAUCUCUAAAGCCUCUCCUUGAGCUGCUGAUGAAUUACUCUCGUAUGCACUGCUGCCUCGUUGAAAAAUCCCAAGUACUGUUCAGAUCCAAGCAAAUCCAAUCAGUCCCGCUCCUCUCUUCGGCUGUUGAAGGUUAAAGGUGAAAGAGAAAGUGCUGCAUGACGAAUGUUAUCUAAUCCUUAACAGUUACUUCAUCUUGUAGUGUUUUUAAACCUGCAGGAGCUGAGUCUUUGGCCACCAGGGGGUAUCAGUAAUACAUAUAAUAAUGAUAGGGCUGCGCGAUAAACCAAAAAUUUACUGAUACUGAAGAUAACAACAAUAACCAAUAUCAUUUUGCCCAUAUUGGUAUAUUCGGUGUCAAAUAAAUAGAUAAACAAAAGUUGGUUUUGCAUGUUUGUAGGUAGGCUAUGGUCUCAUGUCCCUUUAAGACGCUGUCCUACUUCAGAGACAUCCAGUCCGUAACAAAGAGGGAAAGGGGAGGACGGUUCAAAAGUUGUAGCAGCUGGAGCGGCAGCUGAAGUAGACGAAGUUAAUGUGGGAGGGGGUGAGCAGCUUAUUAAGUAGUUAUCGUCCAUUUAUCGUUAUCGAAGUGAACUGCUCAAUAUAUCAGGAUAUUGAUUUAAGGCCAUAUCGCCCAGCCCUACAUAAUGAAUACAGAAUUAAUAUCCCACCUCGUGAUGUGGAAUCUUGCUAGCAAAUGAAAAAUCAAGCAACUAUGAAGCGAUAUCAGAAUUCAUUUUAGUCACACAUACAGUAUGUCCACCUAAAAUUGAUAUAAACUCAAUAUUUACUCACUUUUAGCACAAUUUGGGUCUCAACCAGCUACUACAGGACAAUCCAGUACUUUAACAGCUCAGUCAUCCUCUUUAUUUCACAACUAGACAGAACCUUUGCUUAGUUAAACCAUCUGAAAGCAGUAACAGUAGAGCUUGUAACUUUAAAGAUGUAGGUUGGAUAUAUUUUACUUUUUUACAAGUUACUUUAUACUUCAUUCUCUCAUCGAUAAGUGCCUUGUCUUAUAACCUCUCCAAAGUGCUGUCUUGAACUGAUCUGUAAAUUAGUCUGAAUGCUGAUGAAUCUGUGGUAUGUUUUAUUUUUGGAGGUCGCUAAGGGAAAAUUCAGAUGUCAGGGCGCUCUGAUGAAACCAGCCACGUUUGAGCGCACUUUGAAAGCAUUUAUCAAAAUCUGUACAAUUUCCAAAUAAAGUUACAGCAUCAAAGCUCUGAUCUCGAGGGUUCAAUUUGGCUCCGAGCUGAAAUUUACACACCCCUUCCUCUCAUCUUGCUCUCUUUCAUCUGCAGGUAAAUAUUUAGCAUGUGAGGCUACACAUGGAGAUUACUCUAAGCCACUUCACUGUGCAUUCGUUUUGGCUUUUCAGCUGACUCCUGUCACGCUUGUCACACAGUCAAAGGCAGAGCGAAUGUAAUCUGGUUGAGGGCAUGACCAUGUUGCCAACUGUUGAGGCUGGCUCUGAGAUUAUGUCCAAAAGCUUUUAUGUAAUUCCUAAGGGGAUGUUUGUCUGACGUGUGUAUAUACUAUUCUUUUCUGUUCUGGUGGAAAUCGAGAUUCAGAGAGGUUUUUUUGUUUUUUAAGCACACGGUUCUCCCAUUACAUUUUAACAUGAUGUUACCUUAUUUAAUCCCAGUCAAAUCCCCUUUGCACAAAAUGUGAUGCGUCAUUACGGGCAAAGGAGAUUUGCUUUUGCUUUAUGCAAAAAUACCUCCGCUCUAAAAAAGAGGACUGCUUCUCCCUCUUACGUGUUUGGUGGUUUUAUAUUCCUGCUCAAAGGAGAAAGGGAAACAUUUCAUUAGCUGUUACCAUUAUCUCAAUGGACUGUUUGUGCCAAAGAGGAAGGUCAGCAGUGAUGGGGUAGAAGGGCUAGUAUUGAUUCACCUAUUGUAAAGCCUGGGGGGUUGAUUUACGAACCUUUUUUUAUACAAGUGCUGUUUGUGCCACUCAUAAGUUACAACGAGACGAGGGUGGACCUGUUUCACCAGUGGUGUUGGAGUGAUGAUUGCUAUUGACACUUGCAUGUAAUGCCACUCUGAGUUGUAAAGUGUUUUAGCCUGUAGCACCGAGACAGAGCAGCAGCCAAGCCAUUCGCAGAGAGAGCUUUUACACCUUUUACACCUCGCUCAAAGGCAGAAUGACAGCAUUGCAACUGUGCUCAAAAACCUCCAGAUUUACUUGUUUAAAGGAGAAGUCCUUGUGAAUUCCGAGGUUAUAGGUCUGGGCUGCUAUUUGAUAGUCUUUUAAUAUCUUUGGCACGAUCUGACAUUUUAAUUUACUUCCCCUCCAGACCAAACCAGUUGCAUUUGCAGUUCGCACAAAUGUCAACUACAGCCCAAAUCACGACGAUGACGUCCCCGUGCCAGGCAUGGCUAUCUCCUUUGAGGCUAAAGACUUCCUCCACGUCAAAGAGGUGAGCCGCUUUACCGUCCAAUUACAGACUAGAAAGCUGGAGGGAAAUGAAACGAUGACUGAGAGGAAACGGAGGAUGCUAAAAAUAAAACGUCUGGCUCUCUUUUGUAGAAAUUCAACAACGACUGGUGGAUAGGACGCCUGGUGAAGGAAGGCUGUGAAAUUGGUUUCAUUCCCAGUCCAGUGAAGAUAGAAAACACUCGCAUCCUCCAGGAGCAGAGAGCCAAACAGGGCAAAUUCCACUCCAGGUAAAAAAUACUCAUACUAAAAAUGAUGGAGUAAAAUCUGUGUAGUCUUCUUAGACUUCCUCAAUGUGGAUCUCAAACAAAUAAUACCUUUCUGUUUCCAGUAAAUUGGGAGCAAACUCAUCCUCUAGUUUAGGUGAAGUGGUUCCUAACUCUCGGAAAUCUACUCCUCCUUCUUCUGGUAAGCAUGAUAGGCACCUUUUACACUCUAGUUUUAUAUUUUAAAGCCCUUUUUAGCCUCUUACACCAACUUUGGAGGGCAGAAUUCAAUUUAGAGGUAAGAUGUGUCGUUGAGAUUUCAAAUAUUAGAAGUUCUACCUGGAAAAAGUUUGUUUUCUUGUCAUUUAAGUGUUUAAUUUGAUGUAACUGUCCCUUUAAAUGUUUAACAGACACUCUGUGGGCCUCAUCAACAACAUUUGCUCAAGCUUUUCCUAAAAUUUGUACUUCAGAAAGUCUUAAAGAGAAGUCUAAAUCAGACUCGAGCGGUUCUUAAACUGCUGCUCGUUUGCACCUGUGCUCUCAAAUUGAUGACUGUCCUUAUAAGUUUGUAGGUCAGGCCGGCUUUCUCCGUAUUAGCAGAGAAAAAUGCCCCUCCACAGAUAUCACACAGGGUCAAAAUGAGAAGUAGAGAGGCAGCAGAACUGUGAAAAUUAAAAUCUAAAUGGACUCCAAGUAUUAGUCAUGUGUGAAUGUAGGUUAAACAUGGGAAUGAGGCUCUGUGUUCCUGUCAGUGUCAAAUGUGAUCCGUUACCUGUGACUUUCUGUCUUCACCUGUGUGAUGGUGUCCUUGUCUGUCUGUGCGUAGCCAUUGAUAUAGACGCCACAGACUUAGACCCAGAGGACAAUGAGCUUCCAGUCAACCUCCGCUCCCCUAAAGCGAGUCCAAACACUGUCAUGUCACCCCUAGCAAAAGAAAAACGAAUGCCUUUCUUUAAGAAGGUAAACCCUGGACCUACCUGCCCCCUGUCGUCUUCUUCUUCUUCUUCUCUGUCCGUCCGCACGGCUCAGACUUAACACCUGUGGCUGCUCAGUCUCACUCAGUGUCCGCCCUGUUCGCCCACACCUUCGUCCUUUUUCCGCCCCGUUCGUUAGCAUGCAUGCCUGUUCUUAACCUCUCUUUUUUUCCUCUUCCGUCUCACCACAGCUAAGCAGAAGCAGAAGUCGGUAAGUUGUGGCGUGUUGUGCGUCAACUCAGCAGGGUUUUCGGUGAUGACCUUCAUGGUCUGAACUGUACAAACCCUCUACCUGAUCCCUCUGCAGAGAUUCAGCUGCAUGCUGACCUCUCACCCUGCUCCUGCCAGCCUCGAUGUUGUCUUUGUGUUUAUGAGUUUGGAAGUAAACUUGUGGUACUGACUGAGUGGGAACUCACUGUGAAUUUAUGAACAUGAAAGUUUAAUUUUUUUCCAUUUUAAGGGGAUACUCUAACAUUUUGGAAACAACCAUUAGCCAACUAUUAAACUCAAAAACGGGGAGAAGGAUAAAACAGGAUCCUUGUCUAUCUUGGCUUUGCAAAACGACUGAAAAUGAGGUAAAACCACAAGUUUGGUGUAACUUAAACUCCACUCAAUUGCUCAUCCAAAGUCUGUAAACAAAUAAGUCAUAGCUUCUUGAGUUAAAGGAGCAAUACUUAAGUCUGACGCCUGGUGUUUAAAAUGAGCACUGCAGUCCAAAUACUCUGCUUAAAUACUGUUACUUGCUGUUUUUUUUAUGUUAGUAAUCUGUUUAUCCGGUUAAGAGAAAAUUAGCCUCCACUGCAUCAGUCUUAAAAGCUUUCUGCACUUAAACCCCUGCUGAAGGUUUGUGGUGAUAACUAAUCUCAUCUCUGGCAACUUAAGGGGUUUCCAAAACAUCUGCACAGGGUUCCUAAAAUAAAUACAGACUAUUCUGGAUCAAUACCAAAACUUAGGAGAAGGAUAUGCUGGCUGCUGCGCUGUUAUGAGUGAGGUCAGUGUUUCAGCUUCACAUGUUCAUCCUUCACGUCUGAUGAUAUACUAUGGUUUCGCUUUUUAAUACCUCACCACUAUCCUUAAAUAAAUACUCAAAAUUGUGUUUCUUACUGUUGGACAGUGUUGCUUUAUGUCCCUUAUUUUUUCUUUUUUGAUCUUAACAUUCAAAGUAAACAUCAUUCAAAAUAUAUCGCUGACAAAUUCACAAAUAUCUUAUUUUAUCUUAAAAAAAAUUAAAAAGACUUACAAGACAUUUCAGUUUGUUAGGAGUUAAAUUUUGAAAUGAAUCAACAGAUCAUUUCCUCACAGUAUGACCACAUGAUGUUUUCUCUGUCUCUGCCAAUGUUAACCAAGUAAUCAGGAGUUGAACUCUGUAGGAGGGAAAUGUUGAGAGCCAUAUUUCCCAUUAAUACCCUCGUGUUAGUCAGCAGCACUCCGCAUGAGUUCCCACAACAUCCCAGGGGAAGAAGAUGACGUCAGCAAACGUUAGGCGGAAAGAAACUGAAGAGUUGAAGGGCGACAUGAAAUAGGAUUGAACACGCAACUUUAAAACAAACACAAAAUAAGUGUGAGAAUGACACUCUGAGCGGUCAUGACUGUAGAAGGAGGCAGAUGCAGGAGAUGACGCUAACCUACACAGUGAACACAACUACCAAUAAAACACACCAGGUAUGCAGCUUCAUGCACAGGACAAACCAACCCUACUGAGAGAAACUGCUCACCUAUUUACCCUCCCCAAUCAGGAGCUACCAUAUGCAGAGGUGCUAAAAACAUGAAACUUUAUUUUUACUGAUUUAAAACCCCAAAACUGAAAAUAUAAACUGACAAAUCCCCAGACUACACCACUGUAUGUGACUACAACUUCACUUAGUCACAUCUUCCCAGUAAUUUCUCCAAAGAUAUUUCACGUGGCCUUGUUCACCCCCCAUACCAAUCUGCCCGUUGGAACCCUCCCUGCUCUUUAAAAGGGCUGUUUGUUUCCACGGUGACUCUUUUACCAGCGCACCCUGGAAGUGGAGACAGAAAGGUAUAGAUUAGGUUAAACUUUAUAUUGCACCUUCCCUAUUUUAAUCAGAGUACAAAUCUGUUUGGACUGUUCCAACUUAAACUAUGUUUCUCAUAGGUGGUGCGGCUAAAUCAACUCCCGGCCACCACAGGAACGGCAAUCGUCUGUAACCAACACAUCAUUAAUCUGAAUAAAAGUAUUUUUACCGAAAUACUUCUCAGACUCAUCUGUUAACAUGUUCGUUUUUUCGGAAUGACUGUAAUUGACUGACCUGUGAAGACAGUCAUAGGGACCAGAUUCACAUGAUGAAAACGCAUUGCAUGACUUGGACUCGAAGUUUUAGUUUGACCCAUUUAUCUAAGGUUCCUACUAAUGCUCUGCUUCUUCAUGAAUGUUUUUUUUUACUCUCAGCCACCACAGUGAAAAAUCCAGAUCAGUCCCCCAGCUCCUUGUCUAACCGCUGCCGUUUAUUCUGUAGUAAAAACACGCUCCACUCUCAUUGCGAGAGAAAGGGAAAAUACACUUGCCUGAGGAAAAAAUGCGCUGCCAGACAACAUUCCUCAGAUGACUGAUGGUUCAUGUUUCCUUAUCAAAUUUGCAAAGGCUAAUCCAGGUUUUUUUUUUUUUUUUGUCUGGCCCAACUGGGGCACUGACUGAAGUGGGUGGGGGAGCUGGAAGUAUGUCGAGGCUCACAUGAAUGGGAAGCAUUUAUUGACUCUUUAUCUCCACUUAUAUCUACUUUGACUUUUGGCAUCCAAGUUUUGAGAAGGUUUUACACUUCUGCAGAACUUGAAAUUCACUUUUUUACAUGCUUAUCCCCAACUGCAAAAAGUCAGGACCACAGAAAACUAAGGGGGAACCCCAACCACAUUACACAGACUAAAUUUCUUUCGAAUUGAAAACAUAGAAAAAAAAAAAAAACAGCAAUGCUGGUAGCAUCUGGUAACAAGAUUAACAGACUGUCGAUAUUCAGAAAAAUCCAGUUUUGUCUCUCUCAUUACAGACUCUAAUACCUCUACUAAAAACUCAAGUAUUGUUUAUAUCAUCUGCUUUAAAAGUCGGUUUAUCGACACCUUCACCUGUCAGGCUAAUCUGUUCAUUUUGAGGACUGACUGCUUUGAUUUUAACAUCUCGUCAAAUUCCAAUCUACGAUUUUAUUUAAAUCUGAGACUGUUACACAAACUGAGUUCCCACUUUGUCACAACAGCAAGUUUAUGAACUGUGUCGUGAUGUUUUUAAGUUUUUCAGUCGUAUGUUAUGUUGUUAUACGACAUCUUCUUCUCCUUCUUACUAACUUUUCCUCUUACUCAAACUUUUCUUUUCGUCCAAUAACACCAGAACCAUGAAAUGAGAAAAGUUUUUAAUCCAAGAGUAUAAUCCAUCACGUAUCCUGUAAUGCACUUUUAAUCAACUCAAAGAGGGAUUAUAUUGUCUUUUGGCCAGAGAAGACGUCUCGUUUCAUGGUCCACAAUGUUCCAGUGCUUUUAAACUGUCUUGUUCGUCUCUUUACCCUCUCAAGUGAUUUGUGUUGAUGUUUGCAGACUUUGUCUCUAUAAAUUAGUGUAACUAUUUUUCGUCUUCUACUCUUCUGUAAGACGGAACACAUUCCUCCGUACGACGUUGUGCCUUCCAUGCGGCCCGUGGUUCUGGUUGGACCAUCACUGAAGGGCUACGAGGUACGAAAGAACUUUAUUCUAAACACACUAUAGCUAAAAAAUGAUCAGAAAAAGUGUUUGCUGCUAAUAUCUGCCUUUAAUCAUGUGUUCACAGGUUACAGACAUGAUGCAAAAAGCACUGUUUGACUUUUUGAAACAUAGAUUCGAGGGACGGUAAGUUCUAUGUGACCUUUUAAAAACAAGCUCUCAUCCCACUUCCUUCCUCCGUCUGUCUUCCUCAUUCCUCCUCCCUCUCUGACUCUAUAGGCCGGUAUUUAUCUGUCCCCCGAGGUUCGCUAAGAGAGUGUGUAACAAGUUUGUUUGGCCUGGAGAUGUGUGCUGCUGCUUUAAAUAGGCCCUCUCCAUGUCCUUAAUAGGCCAUAAUGGGUCCGAGAGCGGAGCCGGAUUCUCCUCACUCAAUGUUGAGUCCAUCCACCCAUUUGAAGCCGAGAGAGGCCAUAAAGUUACACAACUUUAAGAUCCAAUCAGACCACCAGCAGCUAGACUAAAUCCUGUUAAGUACCUUUCUGAGCCUUGUUCUGAAAACACUGUUACAUCAACAUUUGGCAAAUUUGGGGUAAAAGACUUUUGGUUCAGGUUGUUUUGAAUCUGUUUACAACAUAUAGUGUAUGAAACAGUCUUUGAAGUGUCAACCAUCGGUUUCUGAAGACUAACUUUUACUAAAAUUAUGCCAAUGCAGUGAAAAUGCUCGGAGACUUUCAGAGCACUAAUCAUGAGCCGAAGUUUUGGCUUCAUAUGAAAGCCAACAAGCCGCAGUAGCUCUCCAUAAACUAGCAUUGCUGCUCAAAACAUUACCCUGGUCUCGGUGAAGCACAGGUUGUUUCCUGAAAAGGGGCGUUUUGAAUCCCAACAAUGAUGGUUGCCAAACUUGCUGAUUUUUACUAGCUUCAGGCUAAUCCAGAAACUAGAUGGUACGGGAAGUUCAGGUCCCGGCUCGUCCACCUGGCAAACAGCUAAAACAUGCACACUUGUGGUUUACAGUAGCCGCAUCCCUAACUUGGUAAAUUACACACAGCUGUUGGCCUUAAUAUAUUCAAAACAUAUGAGUUAUAAAAAUCUCAACAUUUGCUGAAUUGUUAAAAACAGAACCCAGUGAAAAUAAGGGUUAGGGACCAAACAAAACCACUUUCUGAUCCAGGCUUAAGGAUGUUUUAAUAUGCUGGAGAAACUGGUAUUUCAAUAUGGGACCUUAUGGGUGUUCUUGGCCUUUGGAGCUUGCCUCUAGUGGACACCCAAGGAAUUACAGUUAUUUUGCACUCCUCCUGGCUGCUACCAUUUGCUGCAAAGAAAUGUUUUUUUUUUCUUUGCUUUACAAAUCUGCACUUUUUAUCAUUUGUAUUUAUUGUUUUCCUACAACAACUGUCCUCUCUCUUAUUUUUCUCAUGAAUUUUAUUUUGUUUGUGUUUCAUAUCUAUGAAUCAAGUCUAUUCUCUCUAUUUAACUGUGUAUUUUUCUUAUCACUUGUUUCAGAAUAUCAAUCACUCGCGUCACUGCUGACAUUUCUCUUGCCAAACGCUCAGUCCUGAACAAUCCCAGCAAGCACGCCAUCAUUGAACGCUCCAACACACGAUCCAACUUGGGUAUGUUUGGACUACAAAUUACUGCCUUGCCUGGGAACAUCUGGUGUUUUGAUUCAUAAUGUUUUCAAGGAGACCAGCUUAUGUAGAAAAGGAAGGAAACGAUUAAAGAUUAAAAAAAUGGUAAUGAUAAUUCCUGUCAGCCAAGAGCGGCCUUGACCGGUUUUCUUUUGUUCGGAAUGAAAGAUAGAGCCGAAAUCCUCGAUAACAAGUUCAGGAACCACUCUGAUUUGACUGAGGUUGAUUGGGGUUUAGAUGAGAUAAGAAUGAAAAGAUUCCUGAGUCAAACUGAGGUGACAUGGCUAAUUUUAGCUUUGUAUCUUCUUAAGCAUCAGUCAGUGCCUGCAGCAAAGUAAGACGUCCCGGGAGAAGCAUAUACUGGAGGCAAAAAGUGUAUUUAUAUCAAUAUUUCAUCACUAAACAGAGCCACCACGCUACAACUCAAUGAUCUGACCUCAGUCUUUCUUAACAAUGUGCUGCUGUCCCAGAAAAAACUUGGAGGGGGCUCUAAGGCAGCCUCUCCUCCACCACUGCUGUCUUUUAAAGAUACAUUAAGAGUCCCAUAUAUUACAGCAAGCCUUUUAAUUUAGGUGAGAGCCCUUUGGAGACGAUAUGGCAUCCUUUAUCUGAAAAAUAUCCAUCCUAACAAGCCAUUUUGUGCUCCACUAAGCCUGAAAUCUUCAUCCUCCUGAAAAAAGAAUGACAAAAGAGCCAAAUUCAAUCACUUGUUUCUGUCUUCGCAGCACAUUUUAAUUAAUUAUGUUUGAAUCAAAAGCGACAUUUUCUUGAUGAAAGUGAAGACUUCCUGGGUUCGGGUCGCAAUAAAUUAUUUCAGGAAAUUUCACGACUUUAUACAAGUGAACUUAUCUGCUCCCUUUAUGCAUGUUUCAGCUGCGACGAAGUGAAAGUCUCAAUGAGCUGUUCGGCUGGAAUGUAUUCAUGUUAUCUGUUCACUUUAGACUUUGUCGUGACUGGAAGUCAUCACACUUGGCCGUGAUUUCACUCAGAUUUAGAAACGAGUCCCGCUGUGAUAUUUGCAGGAUAGUUUUCGCAAGCACGUCGCCUUCUGUCGGAGUGGGGGUUGUGUGAGAUGUUAGUCAGUUUUUGUCAGACGUAACAGAUCACGCCUCAUCGUUCCUCACAGAGCUGUUAGUCUCUUUGCCUGGUCCCAGAAAUCAGCUUUUUUAUGUUUGAAACAGAAAGGAGACGCAAACAUUUAACCAAAAAAGAGUAAAUCAAAAAAAAAAAGUUUUAUUGAGUACAAAAGGCGAAACAAACAAAAUACAACUUGGAAAGAGAAAAGCUGACAUCUGAAUCAUGGAUUUUUCAGUCAGAACAGUUUGGUCCUUUCAGAGAAACUUCAGAAAAAUAUUUAUAAUAGAAUUUAUAGAAAAGAAACUAAAGUCCAACUCCCUCUGUCUUUUUCAGCUGAAGUCCAGAGCGAGAUCGAGCGAAUUUUUGAGCUUGCUCGGACGUUACAGCUUGUAGUUCUGGACGCUGACACCAUCAACCACCCGUCACAGCUGGGGAAGACGUCACUCGCCCCCAUCAUAGUCUACGUCAAGAUCACCUCCCCGAAGGUGAGUUACAUUAACAUCAUUUAUCCACCGGUCAAUAUGCGAUCUAAGGAGAGCUGAAAAACAUUUAAAUGAGCUGUUUAUGUACACUGUGAGAUUCAAAAAUUCUAAUGUGGUGAUUCCUUCGCUGUCGGUGUUUCAUUAGUCAAAUGUUUUAUGAGCAUAAUUUGAAUAGGUGUUUACACUGUUACUGAACUAGUCUAUGAUUUUAUGUCCUGUAUAAUGUUAAUAAUUAGGACCAUGUCUGUUGUUUAAGUGUUGGUAAAGUUGGUGCCUUCGUCUUUGGAUUUGGAGAUUGUGGUCCUCCUAAGGGGUCCUCCUUAGAUAAAUCUAAAGCGGUUUGGAGGUUAACACAGAAAAACAGUUCCUGCCUCAUUAAUCUGGACUGUAUUUGUGUUGAUUUCUUGAAUGUUUUAAAGGUACAGUGGAGAUAUUUCGAGAAAAACAGGAGGUCAUAUUCUAGAUUGGAUGUGUCCCUCUGCUCGCCCCCUUAGUUAUGAAGUAAUGGUGGCCUUUAAGGUCAAUUAUGAUCCUCUAUUUGUCAAGAUUCUACCAUCAGAAACACUAUCAAACCUCUAUGAAUACUUGUUUGAAUGGACUCCAAGUAGAGUAGUUGCUAUCUACUACUCAAAAACUGUGACAGAAAUUCUGUUUUGAAACUCUAGCUAUAGAAAAACAUGAAGUUGAGAAAAAAAAGACUACAAAAUCUCCAAAUUUCACUUUAAAAUUAACCCUUUAUUUCUUACAGCUCUAGUUCACUUUAGUCGAUUAAAACAACCCUGACCUUGUUGCUCUUUGUCCUCAACUCACCCACCCAGGUUCUGCAGAGGCUCAUCAAGUCCAGAGGCAAGUCUCAGGCCAAACACCUCAACGUCCAGAUGGUGGCCGCAGACAAGCUGGCUCAGUGCCCUCCUGUAAGUCUCCCCAGUGGACCCCGAUGAUCACUCACUUGAAUCACUGAUUUAGAAAGAACACAGAGUUUGGUACUUUGUGAGAUUUGUUUUGAGCCAUAUUCGUGCACAUUUGAAAUCAGUUUGUUUUUGGGAAACUGAAAAUUUCUGCCAGUUCUGUUUCAACCAUCUGCUUGGUGAUUAUUUUCGAAAGUAAAGUCAGAACUCCAGGCUUGUGAAACUCACACAGAGCUCCCUAUUUUUCUGUGAGUUGGUUAAUUCAGCCAUUGCUUCAUCGCUCUGUUGUGUAUAGAUUCUUUAUGGGUAAUGAUAAUUCAAGGUGACUGAGAGUAAGAGCCUCUCCCUGUGAAAGCUCGCUACUCCAGCGUCUUGUUUUCAUAACCUUGACUUGUCCUCCCUGAUUUUUCAUAAACUCUGCCUGUUUCCUCUUCCUUUUCUUCUUCUGUAGGAAAUGUUUGACAUCAUCCUGGAUGAGAACCAGCUCGAGGACGCUUGUGAGCAUAUGGCUGAUUACCUGGAGGCUUACUGGAAAAGCACUCACCCCACCAGCAGCAGUCCCCCUGACCCAGUGUUGACCAAGCUUCCAACAGCCGCCCUGCCCUCCAGCCAAGCCCAGGUCUCAGGCGUCCAGGUAAACAUGCUGAGAAAACUCAAGGAGAGGACGGUCUGUACUUAAACAGUGCAGAUGUACAAGACAGACCAAAAAGAGGAAGAACUAGAAUGAAGACCUGCAGUAAAUACAGUUCAGGAUUUGUCCCUAAAACAUCACAUUUUACUGCUGUCAACCUUGUCUCAUAUAUUUUAAUGAGAAAUGAGUUAGCAUCUACCUUGUAUGUAUAUUUUACAUGAAAGAGUGAUCUACUAUAGAUGAUAAUUCAAACAAGUAAAUAAGUGAUACACUGGUGGCUUAUCACUCUUCACUUAACAUGCUGUUCGCAGUAACUUUACACAGGUAGUUUAAGGGAAUAAGCUUUUUAAAGUCAAUUUAUUUAAUAUAAGAAAAUGGGUCCUUAAAGGGAUAUUCCAGCGUAAAAUUGCCUCCCUGAGAAAAAAGUCAACAACUUCCGGGUCACAACACAUCGAAAUUGAUACAAACCAAAAACGAAUAGAACAAAAAUCCCAUGAUAAUUCUAUUCUCUCAUAUUCUAUUUUUAAUUUCAAAACAAAAUCAAAACAGCGAAAAAUAGGCUGUUAUCCGUUUUCCGAUUUUUGAUUCUAAAACGGAUAUGGAAUGAACGAAUGAUACAUUGGUAACCAAAUAACUACCCAUCAUGUAUCCAGUCUGAAUCAGGCCUUACUCUAGUUAGACCACACCUGCUUACUACCUGAAAAGUGUGAUUCAAACAAGAGCAACAAGUCCAACCUUCAGAAAAGAGACAACUUGUUCUGAAGCAGUUCACAUCUGAGCUUCUAUAUUAGUAUUUUUACUGUCAGGUUGACGCCUCAACGGUGUGUCAUGAUGGCAGUAGCAGCUCAAAAACACAUUUAAAUGUGUCUAAUGUCACUUUUGUGUGUGUUGUAUAUGUUGUAUAACCCCUAACCUUUACCCUCUCUCCAUCCACUGCCAUCACAAUGGAAAAUGUAAGACUGAAAAUGGGUGGCCUGAAAUUCAUGAGGAGGAGGAGGAGGAGGAGGAGGAGGAGGGGGAGUGAGCAUGAGGUGAUUUUCAGUGUGAUGAGUUUGGAGAGAGAAAAAUCAACGAAGAGCCGCUCUGAUUCAGGAUCACCUUCUCUUCAAAAACCAUCCUCUAUCAGAUUUUUCAGCUUUAGAUGAGUGGUUGAUGAGUGUUUUAAGAGUUGUGUGUUUUCAUGUGUGUUUGGUUGCUGUGCACAAACACAAUCUGCACCAGAAACAACCGGGUUGGAGUGAAAUCUGCAUGUUUGUGGGUUUUUGUGCAGCAUUUUCCAAAUUUCUGUCACUCUUUUGACUCACAUGUGUUACUGACCCCAGGGUGGCAGUGCGGAGCAAAGAGGGGACAGAGCAAUAGAGGAGAGGAAGGGCUCCAGAGAGGAUCACCAGCACCACCAUCACCAUCACCACCACCACCACCAGAGCCAGGACCAGGCUGAUGCUGACGCUGAGGCCGAAGGGGAGGGGAACGAGGAGGAGAGACCUCUGAGGACAGAGACUUCUAGGAGAUCCCAACACGUCCACCAUCGUUCGUCUUCCACCAGGACUGAGCACCACAACCACCAUCACCACCACCACCACCACAGCAGCAGGGCCCGGGGCCUCUCCCGGCAGGAGACUUUGGACUCAGAGACCCCUGAGAGCAGAGAGAGCCGAGAGAGCAAGGACUCUGCCUAUAACGAGCCACGCACUCAGCUCCUCCACCAGGAGGAGGAGGAGGAGGAGAGAGGAGGAGGAGGAGGAGGAGGAAGAGGAGGAUGAGGAUCUAGGGGAGGGGCACCCCCAACAGCAACAGCGUUACGAGCCACUGCCCCACCGGGACCACAACCACCACCACCACCACCACCAUCACCGUGGUGGAGGGGACGAGGCUGGCCACAGCACGGGACACCACCGCUCGAAGGAGCGCGAGCAGGACCAUAACGAACGCAACAAGCAGCGCUCACAUCACCACCGGCCGGCACGCGAACACCACCAUCACUACUACGACCGGGACAGAGACAGGGACAGAGAGGGGGAGGUGGCUCCCAAAAAGAGGGGUGAUGCCGGGGAAUGGGCCAGAGACUCCUACAUCCAUCAGUGACAGACCAAAUCCCUCUGAAGCUCAUUCGGACUCUCUCCGUUCUGUUCUCCUCCCAUUGUGCUGCUACACCCUGAAACCACAGCAUCCUAUUUAUGUACACUCCCUUUGUAAAUGCUGUUGCAUCUUUUUCAAUGGCAGGAUUUUGAUUACAUAGAUACAAAUAUAAAUAUAUAAAUAUAUGUAUGUGUGUAUCUAUGCAUAGACGUUGUUUAUGUGUGGAUAUGCAUGGAUAUUCUUAAAUAUGCAUAUUUUAAACCUGUGUUUGAUAAAGCAUGACAAAGAAGCAGAAUUUUUUUCUGUACUGAGCUGUGCUUUCUGUGAUUAGCAUUUAAUUAUUUUAUUUUUUUGCUUGCAACCACUUGAAUAAUUUGUUUCUCCAGACUACUACUAGGGUUGACUGAAACAGUCGACUAACCAAGCUAGUUUCAUGCUGUUCAUGCAAAGGUCUUAAAGUUAAACUUUGUCAUCCUGGGACAUGCACAUAUUUACUUUUUUGUUUCCCCAGGAUGACACUAAGUUGCCGGUUCAUAAUUCACCUAGCUGAGCCUUCACUUCAUUCAACUGUAAUUGCAAACAAUAUGAAUGUAAGUAAUAUAAAAAAAAACAUUACCAUUCAUCCCUUCUCAGUUAUCCUAAAAAAGAAAAGUGGGAGUGUAAAAUCUAGAGGGACACACAUCACUGAUUGUAUAUUACUAUGGACAGCGCCUCCAUUUACUUCAAUUGAAGCCAAAAAUAACAUCUUGAUGGCUGCUGACAUAUUGCACUAAAAAGCGAUCAGGCUGGUGGGGCCAGAGGACUGACACCACACCUUACAGACUGACACAAGCAGUGAAACAGCAGAAAAUCCUCAGGUCAGAACAUUUAAUGGUAGAACUGAUUUCUAUGCUGAUUUAAAGCAGACACUCGCAGUUAUGGAGAGUUUAAUGACUCGUGUGUUUGCUAAAGUUUCCCUUUUUGUCCCUCUUCUUUUUUCCAAUUCGGCAAAGAAAGAUUUUUACAAAAGAGGAUUAGGGCCACAUAAAGAGAAGAAAUAAAUUACAGGAAGGAGAUUAAAGUCGAAAUUUCAAGAUGACACAGAUCGAAAUUAUGUCAAUGAAGUCGAAAUUUUGAGAUUGAAAGUUAAAAUUUUGAGAUUAAAGUUGACAUUUCGAGAUUAAAAAAUGUCGUGCAUAAUGUCGAAAUUUCAAGCUGUAAAGAUAAAUUUUGAGACCAAGUCAAAAUUUCUGCUGUAUUCACGUAUUUAGAUUUUUUUUAUCUCGAAAUCCUGACUUCAAUGUUGAUUUUUUUUUUUUUUCACCUUUUUAAAAUUUUGACUUUAAUCUCAAAAUUCGACUUUAAUCACGAAAUGGAAAUUUAAAAAAAUCUCCCCCCUGUAAUUAUUUUUUCUCUUCUUGUGGCCCUAAUCCUCUUUCAUAGAUUUUAGCUUAACUUGUACAUUAGAUCUUAAGAUUGACUGUUGUGGUUAAAUGGCUCUGCCUAAGUCAAGCUAACUAAACCUAACCGUGUUCAAAUGCCAGAUAGUCCACAGACGAAUAGAAAUUGUGUCAAUCUUCCCUCGUUUUUUCCCAACAAAGGGAGUCCUCCUCAGUGUUGGACUGCUAAUGAUCAUCUCUAAUAGCUUGUGUCAUUGUUGUAAAGUUCUGCAUCUCUGGUAUUAAUUUGGCACGAAUUUAAAACUACAUUACAGCUGCCCCUCAGUCUUACCUCACAGACGGCUUUUUAAGCUUCCUCUCUCACGUGCAGCACUUCUCUCUUUCUAUGGGUCCAGAAACACUUUUUAAAAUUCAAUCUGCACUUUUUCUGAAACAUUGGUUUCAGAUGAAAGCUAUUUGAUAUGACACUGAAACUCACUGUAGGUCUUCCCGCCAAGACUCCACUAAGGUUCAUCUUUUAACUCUGACCACUUUUCUAAGGAAUGUUAACUCCCGUGUUUCUCCUACUCAACAAGCAACUUCAAAGAAUGUCAUUGAUCAUCGAGGUGAUCUUACAAACCGACUCAAACAUCUAAUGAUAAACUGGAAUAAAAGUUGCGUUUCCACCAGACGGCCUUUCUAGAAGGGGCUGGACCUUCAAAUUAACAUCUCGAUUGGCUCCUGGGAUGUAAUUCACCACCAUGAAAAUGAAAGCUUGUUCCUCAGGAGCAGGACCUUUUUAGAAAUUUACCUGAUUGAGCUUAAACGGCGGUCAGUUUCCAAGAACCAGUAUUUAUUUAUUUAUUUAUUUUCAUUUUACAUAACUAGGGUCACAAAGAAAACAGCAGUAUAGACAAAGUCAAGGUCAAACUCUGCAUUUUUUUCUGGGGACAAAAUCCAGCAGCUCACGAUCAUUCUGGUUUAUGUUGCAGACGUCAAAAUUACUCAACGCUCAUUUCUUUUGUCACCAGCCGACUCUCUGCAGUUAUUCAGAAGAGAGAGGAAAACAAACAGCUGACUGAAAGUACCCUUUAUUUGUCCAAAAAGUAGUUUCUGCGACUUAAAAGCUUUCAUUUUGGUGGAAACGUGACUUCAUUGCAUUCAGAGUCAAGAUGUUUGAUCAUGUGAGAGCAUCCAAAACUUCCUUGACACGGUCGAUUAUGUGUUUACGAUAAUGAAAAUCUGAUCUGAGCCCCUCUGUGUACAAACUCUCUGGUUUUGCCUGACAAUUGUACUUGCAUACAACUACUCCGUUUCUAUGCUACAAUGGUAGCAUUGCAGGUUUUUUUUAAACAAUGUACAUGUGUAUGUACAUAAUGCAUAAAUAUGACGAAUAAAGUUGGCAAAGACGGACUGGUGCAGGGGGGGACCGUUUGAUACAUGCUUUGUUUGGAGACCCAGCCAGAGGAGGGAGGCAGUGUCUAUAAAUAGCCAUGUGAAAACUCUACUGAAAAAUUGAGGUAGACUCACCGGUCUGCCUCCAUAGUUGUCAUGACAACACCGGCGUGAAUGACAAUUCUAAGGGGAUGCAUCUAAAAUAGGAAACCGCACACACACACACAUACACACACAGGCGUGCGCCUCCAAAAUAGACAAACAAGCUCUCCCAGCGAGGCGGCUGAUUUGAUACCAAUUUGAAUGUUAAAGAGAACGUCCUCUGGUGCUGCAGCGACCAGAGCGGCCAUUUAAUCAGCUGUCUCUCCUCACAUAAAAACAGACAUAGUAGAGCUGGCUUCUCCAGACAGAUGUGUGGACGGACUGACAAUGGUCUAAUGAUUUUUCCCAAGAAGAAAGGAUAAGCCAGGGUCAGCGUGACAGUCCUCAAAACGCCGCAUAAUAGGAGAAAGAGCUUGAGGUUUGAGAUGACAGGCACAGAUAAAUAAAUUCAUCGACUCUCUGCGUUUAUGUUUGCACCAAAUGUAUUAGUGGUGAGUCCUGUAAUUCAAAACUUGCUACUCAAACUUGCUUUCCUGUGUUCAGAAAAUGUUUAAAAACGCACAGAAAGUUAGAAAAACUUUAUUUAAAAGUAAGUUACAUCAUGAAAACGUGAAUGUGCUUCCCCUCUGGUGAACUUCACACAGCAUCAUCUCUCUCAGGCACUAAUUGGAGCUCCCAGUUGUCUCUCCUUCACUACGAAAAGACACUAAAUUGUUAAUACCUCUCAUGACCUCUUUCUGCACGCUACUUCCUGAUCCUGAGAUCCAGCCAAUCCGCUAUCACCAUGGCAGCUGUGUCGUCACUGUUGUUAUGGCGACGCUAGCACUGCUGCAUUUGCCACUACUCAUUCAGUCUCCAUCUCUACGUGCCCCUCCCUCCCCUCUCUCUCCUCUCUCUCCUCUCUCUCCUGCCCUGGGUGUUUAUAAAGCUUAUCCCUAUAUGGCCCGCAGUUUCAGAGAGCAGCUGUUAAGAGGCAGAUGCUGUAAACAGUGAGUGUCUUUGUCAACACUGCCCCGUCAAAGCACACACAGUGGCGUAAUAUAAACACUACUGUUCCC
Messenger RNA from Xyrichtys novacula (pearly razorfish), 72410 nucleotides. NCBI's taxonomy places the organism in Eukaryota, Metazoa, Chordata, Actinopteri, Labriformes, Labridae. The record is from the annotation of a GenBank genome assembly.